UCUCUCUGUGUAGUUUUGUUUUUGUCGGGGAAUAUUUCGAGGCUCAUCCCGUUCAUCUUGGAUCUUUCUACACAAACCGUUCUGGAUAAAGGGGGGUUCUCUCGUUAGUCACUCGGGCUUCGUCCCUUCUCUUCCAGGCACUCUUGUGGAAACAAGGUGCCGACCAACAUGUCAACACAAGCACCAACGUUCACACAGCCGCUAAAGAGCGUCGUGGCACUGGAGGGUAGUGCCGCCACGUUCGAGGCUCAGAUCAGUGGUUCUCCAGUUCCUGAGGUGAGCUGGUUCCGUGAUGGCCAGGUUCUUUCCGCCGCAGCUCUACCCGGCGUCCAGAUCUCGUUCAGCGAUGGCCGCGCUGUUCUGAGGAUCCCCGCGGUGACCGCCGCACACAGCGGACGCUUCUCUGUCAGAGCUACCAAUGGCGCCGGGCAAGCAACCAGCACCGCUGAGCUACUGGUUACAGCGGAGACAGCACCUCCCACCUUCCUUCAAAGGCUGCAGACCUCCACCGUGAGGCAGGGCAGCCAGGUGAGACUGAACGUCAGAGUCACAGGGAUCCCCACUCCUGUAGUGAAGUUCUACAGGGAGGGAGCCGAAAUCCAGAGCUCUGCAGACUUCCAGAUCCUGCAGGACGGAGACCUUUACAGUCUGCUGAUCGCCGAGGCCUUCCCAGAGGAUUCUGGGACGUACUCUGCGACAGCCACCAACAGCAGUGGACGGGCCACGUCCACCUGUGAACUGCUGGUCCAAGGUGAAGAACCGGUUCCAGCUAAGAAAACUAAGACAGUGAUUUCAGCCUCUCAGAUUUCCCAGACAAGAAUCACAAGAGUUGAAAAGAAGAUGGAAUUUGAACUGACUCAGACUCUUGGUCACAAGACCCCACCCAGAGUUCCACCCAAACCUUCGUCAAAGUCUCCCACCCAGCCCUCGUUGGUCUCCAAGGUGACCGCAGGGCGCCAACAGUCGCCGUCGCCAGUCAGACACGUGAAGGCGCCAACGCCCUCACCCGUCAGGCCGGUAAAAUCUCCCGUCACCACGAGGAAACAGCCUGCCACCAUCGCUGAGGUCCCCCCGCCAUGGAAGAGGGGAGACGAUGGGAAAGCAGUGUAUCAGACAUUCACAGAGAUUAAAGAGGCAGAGGGAGGGGUAAAAGCUGGGGCGGUGGCCAAGGUGGUGGCCGCCGUCGACCUGGCUCGUAUCCGUCGCCCCGUGCAUGUGGAGGGCGGCCGAGCUGAAGAGUCGGAGGCUGUAGAGGCAGAAAUGAGGCAGCAGGCGGGCGCUGUGACUGCAGAUCAACACUAUCAGAUGGGGUGGAUGUCAACCAGAGCGCAGGCUGGUCAAAUGCUCACUGCUGCUCAGGAGUCCCACCUGCUCAUUCAGAGAGGAACAGAAAUGGUCUCUGGGGUGGACACUGGACUCGCUCCAUCUCCAGUUCCACAGUUCAUGGUUUCUAAAGUUUCUGUCCCCAAACCAGAGUCUGUUGGGGAGGUGUCCAUCGCCGGCUCGGCUAUCGCGUCUCUGCAGAAAGAGUUCUCCUCCUCCUCUUCUAGAAAGAUCAUCAAACCAGUCAAGUCUCCCAGUCCGUCUCUUAAAGCGGUUAAGACCAGCGAGACGCUGGGGUCCAUCCCACCUCCGUUCAAAGACUCCACUGAGAAAUCCCUCUCCGGCAGCCUCAUACAGACGGGGGUGGCAUACAUGUUGGGCAUGGAGAGGGAGUAUGAGGACUGGAGAGCCAAGGUGCAAGAGGCAGCAGCUGUACCUGCAGGUGACGCUGUCGUCCCGCCCACGCUGGUCUCUGGCUUGAAGAACACGAACGUGACAGAGGGCGAGUCGGUGACCCUGGAAUGCCAGAUCAGCGGUCAGCCCGCCCCCGUCAUCAUGUGGUUCAGGGAGGACUACAAGAUUGAGAGCUCCAUUGACUUCCAGAUCAGCUACACCGGCGGAUUGGCUCGGCUGGUGAUCCGUGAAGCCUUUGCAGAAGACAGCGGGCGCUUCACGUGCACCGCCACCAACGAGGCUGGAACCGUCAGCACCUCCUGCUACCUGCUGGUCCAGGUGUCUGAGGACAUCGAGAGCAGGCAGGAGACGGUUUCCGUUGACAUUUCCCAGACACAAGUCACAGAAGAAGUUAAAGAAGAGACCAUGAUGGAGGCAGAGCCAGACGCUCCUGCUGCUGCUCCCUUCUUCAUUAAGACACCAGGUGUUCAAAAGCUGGUGGAAGGAGGAAGCAUCGUGUUUAUUUGUCAGGUGGGCGGAAACCCCAAACCUCAAAUCGUGUGGAAGAAGAAUGGCGUGCCGCUCACCACCGGAUACAGGUACAAAGUUGCAUACAAGAAGGAGACCGGGGAGUGCAGGCUGGAGAUCUCCAUGACCUUUGCAGACGAUGCUGGAGAGUAUUCAGUGUUUGCUAAGAAUCAGCUUGGAGAAGUCUCGGCCUCCACCAGCCUCCUGGAGGAAGAGGAAUAUGAAGCCUACAUGAAGACCCAGGAAGUGGCCGCUCCGGUGCCGGAGCCCAAACCUGGAGACAUUCCCUCUAUCACAGUGGACACAAUGACCACUGUUAUCUCUGGACAGGUAGAAGCCACACCUUUCAGCAGCUAGGAUAAACGUUAGCUACAGCUAAAUCGCACUCAAGCUAAAGUUAUCCUAUAUUUUCUGAUAAUCUUGCAGGAAUUCCAUUUGUCAGCCAUGGAGCUGAGAAUAAUUCAGGAGAUCGAGCUCACCAUCAUGAAGAUCACCUAUAGAGAGAUUGUAACCGAGGACGGGGAGCUGAUGGUGACCGCUGCUGCCACUGAGGCGGCACAGCCAGCCUUCGACACGCCCGUCAAAAACUACAGAAUCAUGGAGGGAAUGAGCGUCACCUUCCACUGCAAGAUGUCUGGAAUGCCGCUCCCCAAGAUUGCCUGGUUUAAAAACGGCCAGCGCAUCAGACCUGGGGAUCACUACCAGAUGGAGGUUCUCCAGGAUGGGCGAGCUAGCCUGCGCCUGUCGAUGGUGCGACCAGAAGACGAAGGCGUGUAUACUGCCUUCGCCACCAACAUGAAAGGAAACGCUGUCUGCUCAGGGAAACUUUAUGUGGAGUCAUCCGCGGCUGCUCCUCAGAGAUACACGCCGCAGCCUGCAGUACAGAGAAUCAGAUCCACAUCUCCUCGCUCUCUGAGCCGCUCUCCUGGGCGUUCGCCCAGCCGUUCACCCGGACGCUCUCCUGCUCGUCGACUCGAUGAGACCGACGAGGCACAGCUGGAAAGACUUUACAAACCAGUAUUUGUCAUGAAACCUUCUGCUUGUAAAUGUUCAGAGGGUCAAACUGCCAGAUUCGACCUCAAAGUUGUUGGGCGACCUAUGCCCGACACCUACUGGUUCCACAAUGGACAACAGAUCAUCAGUGACCACACCCAUAAGAUCGUGGUUAAAGAGGAUGGGACUCUGUCGCUGAUCAUUGUCCCGGCCAUGCCUCACGACUCUGGAGAAUGGACAGUGGUGGCUCAGAACAGAGCCGGGCGCUCAUCGAUCUCUGUCAAUCUCACUGUGGAUGCUAAGGAAACCCUGGAGCGUCCACAGUUUACAGAGAAACUGAGGAACAUCAGUGUGAAGGAAGGAACUCUGGUUGAACUGGCUGUUAAAGCCAUUGGAAACCCACUGCCUGACAUUGUCUGGCUGAAAAACAGUGACAUCAUCACCCCACACAAGCAUCCAAACGUUAAGAUUGAAGGAACCAAAGGAGAAGCCAAAUUCCAGAUCCCAUCAGCUGCCGGGUCAGACAGUGCCUGGUACACUGCCACAGCCAUCAACAAGGCUGGAAGAGACACCACCCGCUGCAGAGUCAAUGUGGAGGUGGAAUACGUGGAGCCUGAGCCAGAGAGGAAGCUCAUAAUUCCCAAAGGGACCUACAAAGCCAAAGAGAUCACACCUCCAGAGCUGGAGCCUCUUCACCUGCGGUAUGGUCAAGAGCAGUGGGAGGAAGGCGACCUCUACGACAAGGAGAAGCAACAGAAACCGGCAUUCAAGAAGAAGCUCACAUCAGUCCGCAUGAAGCGUUUUGGUCCGGCGCAUUUUGAGUGCAGGCUCACUCCUAUCGGAGACCCCAACAUGGUGGUGGAGUGGCUGCAUGACGGGAAGCCUCUGGCUGCUGCUAACAGGCUGCGGAUGGUCAACGAGUUUGGCUACUGCAGCCUGGACUACGAGGUCGCUUACGCCAGAGACAGCGGCGUGAUCACCUGUAGAGCCACCAACAAGUUUGGAGUCGACCAGACCUCGGCUACCCUGAUUGUCAAGGACGAGAAGGGCCUCGUGGAGGAAUCCCAGCUCCCUGAGGGCAGGAGGGGAAUUCAGCGCAUGGAUGAAAUGGAAAGGCAAGCUCAUGAAGGUGGCCCUUAUGGAGUAACUGCUGAGGAGGAAACAGAGAAAAUGAAACCAGAGAUCGUCCUUCUCCCUGAACCUGUAAGGGUCAUGGAGGGCGACAUAGCCCGAUUCCGCUGCCGAGUCACUGGAUAUCCAGCUCCGAAGGUCAACUGGUACCUCAAUGGACAACUCAUCCGCAAAAGCAAAAGAUACCGUCUUCGUUAUGACGGUAUCUACUACCUGGAGAUCACAGAAAUCAAAUCCUAUGAUUCAGGAGAGGUGAAGGUUAUAGCGGAUAACAACCUGGGUUCAGCUGAACACACUGUGAAGCUGGAGAUCCAGCAGAAGGAGGACUUCAGAACCCAUCUGCGCCACGCUGCUGAGGCUAAAGCGGGUGAAGCUCCGUCCGAGGCAGGACGAGUCUCAUUUGAGGUGGUGAAGACCGAGCUAUCAUCCGAGGACUCCCAACAAAAGGAGGUGGUUAAGCUUAAGAAGGCCCACAGAAUUGUCCAUGAAAAAGCUGUGGAGGAGUCUGAGGAGCUGAGGAGCAAAUUCAAGCGUAGGACAGAGGAAGGCUACUAUGAGUCCAUCACCGCUGUGGAGCUCAAGUCUCGCAAGAGAGAUGAUUCUUAUGAAGAUCUGCUAAGAAAGACGAAAGAGGAGCUACUACACCACGCAAAACAGAAGGAGGAGGCUGAGAGGAGGAAGGAGGAAGAGCGGCUGAAAGUUACAGCUAAACCUCUGAAACCAGAAAGGAUCAAACUCUCGGCCAGCAUGGAGGCUCCGAAGAUCCUGGAGCGGAUCAGCAGCCAGACCGUCGCUCUGGGAGAUGAAGUGAAAUUCAGAGUCAGAGUGGUGGGUAGACCAGACCCGGAGUGCCAGUGGUUCAAGAACGGCGUCCAGCUGGAGAAGUCCGAACGGAUCUACUGGUUCUGGCCUGAAGACCAUGUGUGUGAACUGGUAAUCAGGAAUGUCACUGCCGAGGACUCGGCUAGCAUCAUGGUUAAAGCAAGCAGCACUGCUGGAGAGACAUCAAGCCACGCUUUCCUGCUGGUUCAAGCCAAACAAGUCAUCACUUUUACCCAGAAGCUGGAGGAGAUCAAUGCCAAGGAGAAGGACACUAUGGCCACCUUUGAGUGUGAGACCAAUGAGCCAUUCGUUAAGGUCAAAUGGCUCAAGAACAACAUGGAGAUCUUCUCAGGAGACAAAUACAGGAUGCACUCUGACAGAAAGGUCCACUUCCUGUCUGUGCUGAUGCUCGAGGUGAAGGACAAUGCAGAAUACUCCUGCGUGGUUAUAGAUGACGAGAGCGUCCGAACCAGCGCCAACCUUAACGUUGAAGGAGCCCCUCUGGAGAUGGUGAAGCAGCUGGAGGACGCUGAGGUGCCAGAAACAUACUCUGGAGAGUUUGAAUGCGUUGUGACGCGUGAAGACGCUGAAGGCAGCUGGUUCUUUGAAGGCAAGCUGCUCUCUCCCAGUAGUAAAUACGUCAUGAUGUCUCGUCGUGGAAGACACAGUCUGUCUGUGAGAGACGUCAAGAAGGAAGACCAGGGCAAAUACACCUUCAAAGUGGGAGAAUUCACCACAUCCGCCUCGCUGAAGAUGAAGCUGCGUCCAGUGACCCUGGUUCAGCCUCUGACGGACCUAACUGUUUGUGAAGGUGACAUCGCUCAGCUUGAGGUUAAGUUCUCGCAGGAAAACGUUGAAGGCAGCUGGAAAAAGAACGGACAGCCGGUCACGGCGUCUGACCGUGUGCACAUUGUGAUCGACAAACUAGUCUACAAACUCCUGAUUGAAGACGCCACCAAGGACGACUUUGGAUCAUAUUCUUUCGAGGUUCCUGACCACGAUAUUAAAACCUCUGCAAAGCUGAAUGUUCGGAGCAUCGGCAUCCUCGUUCCUUUGAAGGACAUCUCUGCCAUUGAAGGCACCAAGGCUGUCCUAGAGGCCAAGAUCUCUGCUCAGGACAUUAGCUCGGUCAAAUGGUACCACGAUGACAAACUGUUGGUUCCCAGCGACCGAGUCAGUGUGGUGGCAAAGGGAGCCAAGCAGCGUCUGGUUUUCAGCAGGACCUACGCGUCUGACGAGGGCCGCUACAAAAUGGUUGUUGGCAGAGUGGACACCAGCUGCAAGUUCUCUGUAGAGCCUGUGCAGAUCCUGAAGCCGAUGAACGACACGGAGUGCUCCGAGUCUGAGAAUGUCACCUUCGAAGUCGAGGUUUCCCACCCCGGUAUCGACCCUUAUUGGACCUUCAAGGACCAGCCGCUGAAAGCCAGCGCCAAGCACAAGAUGGAGACCAAGAAUAAGCACCACACCCUGACAGUCAUCAACGCCAUGAAGGAUGAGGAAGGCGAGUACAUGUUCGCUGCGGGUGAGAAGACGUGCAGAGCUUUGCUCACCGUGACAGGCGGCGCUAUCAAGAAGCCUUUGCGCGACCUGGUAGUAGCGGACUCCCAGACUGCAGUGCUGGAGUGUCAAGUAGCAAACCCAUCUGCAGAGGGAAAGUGGCUGAAGGACGGACAGCCCGUGGACUUUAGCGACAACGUGCUGAGCGAGGUGGACGGCGCCGUCAGACGUCUGGUUAUUGUUAUCACGAAAGCCACCGACAUUGGAGAGUACACGUACCAGGUGGCCACCUCCAAGACCACGGCCAAUCUAAAGGUCGAAGCUGUAAAGAUCAAGAAGACGCUGAAGAACCUGAACGUCGUUGAGACUCAGGAGGCCGUGUUUAGCCUGGAACUGACCCAUGAGAACGUCAGGGGGGUGCAGUGGAUCAAGAACGGUGUUGAGAUCCAGCCCAGUGAGAAGUUUGAGAUCAGCAUGGAGGGCAUGGUUCACACCUUAAAGAUCAACAACUGCUCCACCCACGACGAGUCUGUUUACUCCUUCAAACUGGGAAAGCUGUCUGCAAGCGCCAGACUUAACGUUGAAACCAUUAAGAUUCUUAAGAAGCCAAAGGAUGUGACAUCACUGCUGGGAGCAACAGCUACAUUUGAGGUGGGAAUCUCUGAAGACAACAUCCCAGUGAAAUGGAUGUUCAAGAACGCGGAGCUGAAGCCAAACGAGCACUACACCCUGCUGUCUGAGAAAAGGAGUCAUAAACUCAUCAUCCAGGACGUCGACAGCAGCAAGGAGGGAGAGUACACCGUGCUGGUCGGCCAUCUGCAGUGCAGCGCUCACCUGACUGUGGAAUCUCUGCGGGUAACCAAACCCAUAAAGAACGUGGAGGUCCCAGAGACCCAGGUGGCCACAUUUGAGUGCGAAGUAUCCCACUUCAACGUGCCUUCCACCUGGCUGAAGGACGGUGUGGAGAUCGAAAUGAGCGAGAAGUUCCGCAUCGUGGUUCAGGGGAGACUCCACCAGCUGAAGAUCAUGAACACCAGCAGGGAAGACUCCGCGGAGUACACCUUCGUCUGCGGGAACGACCGUGUGUCUGCGACACUCACCGUCAACCCGAUUCUGAUCACAACGAUGUUGGAGGACCUGAACGCUCAGGAGAAAGACACUGUCACAUUUGAGGUGAACAUCAACUACGAGGGAAUCACCUACAAGUGGCUGAAAAACGGCGUGGAGAUCAAAUCCACGGACAGGUGCCAGGCUCGCUGCAAGCAGCUCACUCACACUCUGAGCAUCAGGAACGUCCACUUUGGAGACAGCGCCGAUUACACCUUCAUGGCGGGCUCUGCUGCCACUACAGCUAAGCUCUACGUGGAGGCUCGCGUUAUCGAAUUCACUAAACACCUAAAAGACCUGAAGAUCACAGAGAAGAAGCGGGCCACCUUUGAGUGUGAGGUUUCUGAGCCCAACGUGCAGGUGAUGUGGAUGAAGGACGGACAGGAGCUGGAGAUGUCCGACAGGUUCAAAAUGUCCUCAGACAACUUCCUCCACCGGCUGGUUCUGCCGUCAGUCCGCUUGUCCGAUGCUGGCGAGUACACGGCUGUCGCUGGCUCCAGCAUGUCUGUGGGACACCUGGCAGUCGAAGGACGAGAUGUGAAAAUCUCAGAGCCUGAAAGCAGAGAUGUCACGGUGGUGGAGAAGCAAAGGGCGACCUUUGAGUUUGAGGUGAAUGAGGACGAAGUGGAGGGACACUGGUUGAGGAACGGAGCGGAAAUCCAUUUCUCUGAGGAAGAGCGCUUCAACUACGCCGCCAUCAGGAGGCUGCACCGCCUCACCAUCUCUGAGACCUUUAGGAGUGACGCUGGAGAAUACACCUUCGUCGCCGGCAAGAACCGCAGCAGCAUGAACCUCCACGUUAGACUGCCAGAGCCGCCACAGAUCGUGCGCCACAUGCAGCCCCAGACAGUGAUGUCGGGUCGGAUGGUGCGUUUCUCGGCUCAUGUCAGCGGCCUCCCUGCGCCUCAGAUGCUCUGGUACAAAGACUCCCAGCUGCUGACCAGCAGCUACAAAUGCAAGUUCCUCCAUGACGGAGACGAGCACACGCUGCUCCUGCUAGAGGUCUUCCCUGAGGACGCCGCCGUCUACAGCUGUGAGGCCAAGAAUGACUUUGGAGCAGCCACAAGCUCCGCCCCCCUGACCGUAGAAGUUCCUGAGGUGGUUGAGACCGCCGCUCCGAUCUCCCCUCCGGUUCUGAUCAGCCCCAUGCGGGAUGUUCUGGUCCCACAGGGAAGCCCCGCUCAGCUGAAGUGUACCAUCUCAGGGGAAGAUCUGCAGGUUUCUUGGUUCCGUAAAGACAAGGAGAUCCAACAGUCCGACAUCUUCAGGAUGUCUCAUAUGGAUGAAACCUGCCUGCUGGAGAUUUCCAGAGUCCUCCCCUCUCAUGAGGGAGAGUAUUCCUGCAUUGCCACUAACUCAGCAGGGAUGGUCACAUGUUCUGCCACUCUGAACCUGGAUGAUGGUAAAGCCUUAGCUAGUGUGUCUGAGACUAAAGUGACUCAGAGACGGGAAGCUCAGACGGAGAGCUUCAGCUCUCUGUCGGCGGGUCAAACCGCCCACACUGUUGAGUUUUCUGAGCUCGUCUCUGAAGCGUCCUCCGUGUCGUGGAGGACGGUGGAGGUUCAGAUGGAGAGCGUGACCUCAGUGGAGACGAGCUCUCACAGCAGCGUUGCUUUCAGCCUCUCAGCCAGCCCCCAGCUGCUGACGGAAAUGAGCGACAUCAGAGUGAGAAGCGGCGAGGUGGCCGAGUUCAGCUGCUCUUUCGACGGGCAGCCUUUCACCUCAGUGGUGUGGGAUCAUAACGGUCAGAACUUGGUGGACACGGAGCGGGUAAGGCGCUCUGAGGGCGGGGGCCUGUUGUCCCUGCUCAUCCAGAGCGUGGACACGGACGAUCAGGGAACCUACCGCUGCACAGCCACCAACCCGCACGGUCAGAACAGUUCCUCUGCCAGGCUUACUGUUGAAGCUAAAGAAGCGAACCUCAAAGCAGAGACCCCCAUCCCUACCGGUUCUGUCCGUAAAGCGUCUCAAGCAGACAGAGAGAGUUCUAGAGAUCUCUCUGAGCAGGAGAAGCAGGAGUCAAAGAAGAAGCUUCGAUCUUUGCCUGAAUCUUCCCAAAGACCUUUCCAGUUAUAUUUCCCGGACGUGAUGCCUCAUGACGAGCGGAGUCGCCGGCUCUUUGACCGCCCGGAGCUCCUGAUAAAACUCCCCCCUGAACUGCUGCUCAGAAGCAAAGACAGGAAGUCUCCGCUCUGCAUCAUGAAGGGGCUUCCUGCUUCAUUUGUCAUUUGGCUUUACAGCCGUUUGAAUGUGAAGGACUCUGUUUGGUACUCUCUGAAACAGGACAGCGCUCUGUGCUGUGUAGAUGCUAAUAAUGAGGGAGCCGGACGGGGGGGCUCUUACUGUUUGAAAACUCUGAGCUCAGCUGGAGAUGCUGAGUGCAGCACAGGGAUGAAAGUGACGGAGGCGGAGAAGGAGCCACAGGUUAAGGAAGACGUAAAAGUGAAACCCGUGUUCAAGCACAGAGUCGUACCACUGGAGGUCAACGUGGGCAACAAUGCCAGAUUUGAAUGUGACACAGAGGAUGCUCCGAAUGUGAACUUCAAGUGGUUUAAAGAUGGACACCCACUGAAAGAGGGUGAUAAGUACCGGAUAAUCAGCCGCUUCACCUCCUCCUCACUGGAGGUUCUGAGCGCAGCCAAGGAGGACAGUGGAGAGUACAGCUGCAAAGCAUCCAAUCACCAUGGCGGUGAUGAAUGCUCCGCCCUUCUCAGUGUGACAGAGAAAUUUCCUCCAUUUUUUCAAAAUAAGCCUGAAAACCAAACAGUGUUUGUUGGAAAGAAGGCACUGAUACAGUGUGUUAUAGCGGGAUCCGCUCCUCUGAAUGUUGAGUGGUUUAAAGACCACCAGGCUGUGUCCUCAGUGCCUGAACACUACCGUACCUCUUGUGAAAAGAAUAAGCACACUCUUGAGAUUGCCAUGCUUGAAGCGGCAGACGGAGGGCUGUAUGUGUGCAGGGCAUCUAAUGAUGCCGGAGUGGCUGAGUGCAGCACAGAGCUGCUGGUUGUCGAUAAGCCCAGCUUUGUAAAGCCACUGGGUCCAGUCGCAGCAGUGGUUGGAGCUCCUCUUCACCUGGAGUGUCAGGUGGACGAGGACACAGGCGUGACUGUCACCUGGACCAGAGAUGGUAGAAAAGUCCACCAGUCUCCAGACUGUAAACUGUCUUUUGAGAACAAGACGGUAAAUCUUGACAUCCUAAAAACCACAUUGAAAGAUUGUGGAAAUUAUGUGUGUACGGUGGCAAAUGAAGCUGGAAGUAGCUCUUGCUCCACCUCUGUGAAAGUACAAGAGCCCCCAGUCUUUGUAAAGAGGCUGGAGGCCACCACAGUCUGGAAGCAGGGCAGCACGGCUCGGCUCCAGUGCUCUGUCAAAGGAUCCCCUGAGCUCCACACCACCUGGUUCUUCAAUAACAGCGAGCUGCCGGUCGGCGGCAGGUAUGCCACCAGUUUUAAGGAUGGCGUUUCUGCCGUUGAGAUAAGCAAUGUUGCGUCGAGCGACAGCGGAAACUACAGCUGUGAGGUUCUGAACGAGUCAGGCUGUGAGAGCUGUAGCACCAAAGUGACUGUUAAAGAACCGCCGUCAUUCCUUAAGGAUGUGCCCUACUUAGAGGCAGUCAGGGGAUCUGUAGCGGCGUUGGAGUGUGAGAUUGCAGGCUCUGCACCUUUUGAAGUGACCUGGAAAAAGAACAAGAAACGUUUGUCCUCAGAUAAAAAGUACAGAGUAGUGUCACAGGAGUCUCUGACCUCUUUGGAGAUCCAUGCAUUCGAGUCGGCCGACAUCGGUGAAUAUGAAUGCGUUGUUUCUAACGCGGUUGGCUCGGUGACCUCUAAAUCAGUGGUUAAACAGAAAGAGCCUCCUAUCUUCUCAAAGAGGAUUGAGAGUUCUACGGUGGUGCUGGGAAAUGUGGCAAAGCUCCAAGGAGUAGUGAAAGGCUCAGCUCCUAUCUCCAUCAAAUGGAUGAAAGACUCAAAGUCACUAAUAGAUGACGAUUCCAGCGUCACCACAACAUUCGAGAACAAUAUUCCCAGCAUUUCCUUUGCCUCUGUGGAUAUAAAGCACGGCGGCAAGUAUACCUGCAUCGCAGAGAAUGAGGCGGGUCAGCAGAAGUGUGAGGCUAUACUCACCAUCCAAGAACCAGCAAAGAUCGUAGAGAAAGCGGCAUCCAUCAGUGUUACGGCCGGAGACUCGGCCACGCUCCAGUGCAGCAUCUCCGGAAGCCCGGAGCUUAAAGUCCGAUGGUUCAAAGACGGAAAGGAGAUAAUAAGUGGUCGUAAAUAUAAGACAACGGUGAAGGAGAGCACCGCCGCUCUAAAGAUCCUUUCAGCAGACAAAGGAGACACCUCAGAGUACAAGGUGGAGGUUUCCAAUAAAGUCGGCAGAGACGAGUGCAUGUGCUCGGUCACCGUUAUAGAUCGUGCCGUUCCACCAUCUUUUACAAAAACUCUAAAGAACUUAGAUGGAAGUAUUGGUAGUAACAUAACGUUGGAAUGCAGAGUUGCUGGAUCGCAGCCCAUGACUGUUUCUUGGCUCAAAGACGACAAAAAAAUUCACAGCAACGAUAAAUACAAGCUUGAUUUCAGCGAUGGCGCCGCCACGUUGGCGAUAAUGCAUUCAGAGCAGAGUGACAGAGGAGUUUAUACAUGCCGCGCCUCAAACGAGGCCGGAGAUACAGAAACCAGCGGAACGCUGGCAAUCAAAGAACCUCCAGCCUUCACAGUAAAACCAGAGUCCCGAGAUGUUGCACCAGGAAGCAAUGUUGUCAUGAGAGCAGAAUUCACUGGGUCUGCUCCACUUGUGGUUAAAUGGUUCAAAGAGGAGAAAGAGAUCUUCUCCGCUGGGAAAUGUAUCAUUAAGAAGGAUAACUCCUCCAGUUCCUUGGAGCUUCAUUCUAUAAAAGCCAGUGAAUCGGCUAAGUACACCUGCCAGGUGUCUAACGAUGCGGGCAAAGUGGACUGCAGCGCCAUCCUCUUCGUCAAAGAGGCUCCCACGUUCACGAUGAAGCUUGAGCCUUCUCGGCUCCUAAAAGCCGGACAGCCUCUCAGACUGUCUUGCAAAGUCUCAGGAACUCCUGUGAUCUCUAUCACAUGGAUGAAAAAUGGCUCAGAAAUCAUUUCUGGCCAAAGAUACUCUGUGUCUUUUGAGAGCUCGGUAGCCUCUCUGGAGGUGGAGUCCUGCAGUGUGGAAGAUAGCGGAGAGUAUAUGUGUGUCGCUUCUAGCGACGCCGGCAGAGAGCAGUGCAGCUGCUCGGUAAAUGUCAAAGAGCCUCCAGAGUUUGUAAAGCCUUUUGAAUCGGCUGAGUUUGUGAAGGGAUCUGAUAUUAUUCUGAAAGGAACCGUCUCAGGUUCCCCUCCAUUUGAAAUAAGCUGCUUCCUGAACGAUAAGCUGAUAAGAGGCAAUAAUAAGCAUCAGAUCCAUGUUGAAAGAGACACAGUGACUCUUCAGAUAUCUGACUGUGACAGCAGGGAUGAUGGGACUUACCGCUGCACGGUUGCAAAUGAUGUUGGGGAGACAUCUUGUUCUUGCCAGGUUUCUUUGAAAGAGCCUCCUCAGUUUACGCUGAAACUUCCUCCCACCACCUUUGUGAAGCACGGUGAGGGAAUCAUCUUGGAGUGCACGACCAACAGUGCACGCUCUUUAAAAAUGUGCUGGUAUAAAAAUGACCAGAAGAUAAGCGACGGUGGAAACUAUAGAGCCACGCUCUUGGAGUCGGCUGCAUCCCUGCAGCUCAGCUCUGCGAGCUUUGAGGAUGAUGGGGUCUACACCUGUGAGGUUCACAAUGAUGCGGGCAGUGCGAGCUGCAGCACCACUCUUACCGUCCAAGAGUCCCCAUCUUUUCUUAAAACUCCACUCCCAGUGGAAGGCAUUCAAGGCAAAGAUACCAGUCUUCACUGUGAGAUGGAAGGAACUCAACCUUUCAAAGUUAUGUGGUUCAAAGACAGAAGAGCCCUAAAAGAGAGUAGGAAGUAUAAGAUGGUUAUUUUGGGCAACUCGGCUGCUCUCCAUGUCAUGAAACUGGAGCAGAAUGAUGUUGGCCUCUAUGAGUGCCAGGUCUCCAACAGUGUAGGCAGUGAGAUCUGCCAGACUUCCAUCACACUGAAGGAACCACCAACCUUUGUCAACCACCUGCUGGACCAGUCUGUAAGACUCGGCCAGCAGCUGACGCUGACAGCUGCGGUAAAAGGCUCAGAGCCUCUGAUCGUGUCUUGGAUCCGGGACAAAGAUCACGUCCUCAGAGACAGUGAUAACAGGAAGAUCAGCUUUGAGAACAACCAGGCCACUCUGGUGGUUUCCAAGGCUGACUCGGCGACGGCGGGCAGAUACACCUGCCACCUGAGGAACGACGCGGGAGUGGUGGAGUCAGUCUCCCAGGUUACAGUUUUAGAACCUGCUGCCAUCGUAGAGAGCCCAGAAUCCAUGAGCGUCACCGCAGGAGAAAACGCUUCCAUCGAAGUUACAGUGUCUGGUUCACCAGAACUGAAAACCAAAUGGUUGAAGGACAACCAAGCCCUGAAUUCUGGUGCAAAAUAUCAGAUGUCCUUUGCCAAGAAGGUUGCUAUUCUGAAGAUCCGUUCUGCUGACAAAGCAGAUGCUGGAGAAUAUAAACUAGAGCUUACUAAUCAUAUUGGUGCUGACUCUUGUGUAACCAAGCUCUCAGUCUCAGAUAAGUUGAUUCCUCCGAGUUUCAUAAAGAAGCUGAAGGACGCCCACAUUGUUGUGGGUAAGCCUGCUGAGCUGGAGUGCAAAGCUACUGGAUCUUCUCCUUUAACCAUUUCCUGGUUCCAUAAUGGCCAGGAGAUCCAAAGCGGUCCCUAUUAUGACAUCAGCUCCACGGAUCAUAAUUGCAGGCUGCUGGUUUUAACUGUCAGUCAGUCUGAUUCUGGGAAAUACUCCUGUAAAGCAGCCAAUGCUGCAGGAGCCUGUGAGACCAGCGCCUCGGCUGAUGUGACAGAACCUCCCUCAUUUGUGGAGACCUCCGAAGCCGAAGAAACCGUGCCUGGGAAAAACGUAACGAUCUCAGCGAGAGUGACAGGCAGCUUGCCGCUGCAGGUCAAAUGGUUCAGGGGAGCCAAAGAAAUGCAGCACGGAAGAGGCUGUGAGAUCUUAAUGAAGGCAGAUGUGGCCUCUCUGGUUCUCCACAGAGUCGAUAAGACUCAUGCAGGAGAGUACACCUGCCAAGUGUCUAACAAUGCGGGGAAGGAAAGCCGUUCCCUUCAUCUCUUUGUUAAAGAACCGGUCCACUUCGUCAAAAAGCUGAGGGAUAUUUCCUCUGAGAAGGGAAAGCCUCUGAAGCUUGAGGUGACGUUCUCCGGAACGCCCACCGUAGACGUGACCUGGAAGAAGGAUGGGAGCGCCGUCGUGAGCGCAGAGGAUUACAACAUCAUCACCACAGACACCUCCUCUGUCCUCGAGGUUCUUAACUCCCACAGAAUGGCGGCAGCAGGGAAAUACUCUUGUGAAGUAGACAAUGGAGUAGGAAGCGACAGGUGUCAAGCGCUGAUUUCGAUUCUAGAGCGACCGUGCUUUGUCGAUCCGCUGGAGCCGGUGGACGUGACUGUGGGUGACGCAGUCACCCUGAAAUGCAGCAUUACCGGAACUCCUGAUAUCUCAGUAGCUUGGUUCAAGGCAGGUGAAAAGCUGCGAAAGUCGCCCACUUGCUCCAUGGAUUUCUCAGACGGCAUUGCCACUUUGAAACUGUUGAAGGCAGCUAAGUCUGACGAAGGCGAAUACAGCUGCCAGGCUGAGAACCGUGCCGGAUCCGCGUCCGCCAGCUGCACCGUGACAGUCAGAGAGCCUGUGCGCUUUAUCAAGAAGUUGGAAAACACAGCUAUUGUGGUCGGUCAGCCUCUGAAACUAGUCUGCACAUACACCGGGAGCCAGACGGUGUUUGUGGCAUGGAGAAAGGACGAUGAGCCGAUCAUGUCCUCUGACCAGUACGAUGUGAAAACCACAGACUCUUCCUGCAUCCUGGUGGUCCUGAACACUAGCAGGCCUGAUGCAGCAGGAAAUUACACCUGUGAGAUUUCUAAUGCCGUAGGAAAGGAUGUUUGCCACGCUCUUGUCAGCCCGGAACCGCCUCGCUUUGUCAACAAGCUUGAAGACGCAUAUAUCAGACUCCAGGAGUCUUUGACCCUGAAGUGUACCUACACUGGGGGCCCAAGAAUAACUGUGGCCUGGAAAAAAGACGGGGAAGUAAUCCGACCCUCAGAUCAGUACGACAUGAAGACCACAGGCGAUACCUGCAUCCUGGAAGUCCUCUGCAGGGACCGAAAACAAGCUGCAGGAACAUACAGCUGUGAAAUUUCUAACUCUGCAGGAAGUGACAUUAGCCAAGCUAAUGUAAAACUAGAGCGUAAAGUCCCUCCUAACUUCACCAAGAGGCCAUCUGAGUCCAUGGUUGAUUCAGAGGGAAAGGUCAUAAAGAUGGAGGGCCGGGUGUCUGGCUCUCAGCCUCUGGCCAUCGUCUGGUACAAGGCCGACCAGGAGAUCCAUCCCUCUGAGAAAUACGACAUCAGCUUCAAGAACAACAUGGCCGUGCUGUGUAUCAGAGACUCCGCUGUCUCUGAUGGUGGCGUCUACACCUGUGAGGCCUCCAAUGAAGCAGGCAAAGCUUCAUGUCAGGUGUCCCUCACAGUGUCAGAAACUGGCCAGCCCCCUAAAUUUGACGUCCCUCUGGAGCCAGUUGUGGUGAACGAGGGGGAGAAGCUGAGCCUAAAAUGUCACGUUAGAGGCUCUUCUCCACUCACCGUCCAGUGGAUGAAGGACAGGAGGGAGAUAAAGGCCAGCGAUUCAACCAAGAUCAGCUUUGUUGGCGGAACAGCCUGCUUAGAGAUCAGCUCUGCAUUGAAGGCCGAUGCAGGGGAUUACCUCUGCAAGGCCAGCAAUGCCACCGGUAGUGACUUCUGCAAGUCCAAGGUCACUGUGAAGGACAAAGGAACCAAAGCUGCCCCCACCGAGGCACCAGCACCUGCUCCAGCUGCUCCGGUCAAGAGGCUUGACAGCCUCUUCUUCAUCGAAGAACCCAAAAACAUUUCAGUCACAGAGAAGGGAACCGCUACGUUUAUCGCAAAGAUCGGUGGGGAUCCUAUCCCCAGCGUGAAGUGGAUGAAGGGGAAGUGGAGACAAAUCACCCCUGGGGGUCGUAUCUCCGUUGAACACAAGGGCCAGGAUGCCAAACUGGAGAUCAGGGAGGUGACCAAGUCAGACUCUGGCCUCUAUAGGUGCGUGGCCACUAACAAACACGGAGAGAUUGAGUGCGGCGCCGAAAUGGAGGUCACCAAAAAGGAAGAAGGGGAAGGACUUGGAGAUAUCAGAACAAGACUGAAGAAGACUCCUUCCAAGCAAAAAAGCCCAAAGAAGCUGGAGAACCUCAGCAUCGUUGACCUGCUCAGAGGUCAUGACCCUAAAGACUAUGAGAGGAUCCUGCGGGAGCAUGAAAUCUAUGACUACAGAGCCAUCCUGCAGGCGGUGGAGAUCCUGAAGAGGGAGAAGGAGAUGGAGACUGGAAAGGCGGAGGUGGAGCAUGGCGGUCAGGUUGAGGAGGAGGACAUGGCCAUCCUCAUCCAGCAGCUGGAGGGACGUGUCGACACGCAGCCGGUCUCUGUGAUGGAAGAUAUCUCUGACCAGACUAUCACGGAGAACCAAUCGGCGACAUUUGAGUGCCAGAUUCAGAUCAACUACCCGGAGAUCUCUCUGACGUGGUACAAGGGCACGCAGAAACUGGAAAACAGCGACAAAUACGAGAUCAGCAGCGAGGGCAACCGCCACCGUCUAAUGAUCAAGAACUGCCAGGUCAAAGAUCAGGGCAACUACCGCGUGGUGUGCGGUCCGCACAUCUCCAACGCCAAACUCACCGUAUCGGCCGACCAAAUUCAGUUUACAAAAUGCAUCCGAAACAUAGAGGUCAGCGAGCGCCACUCUGCCACCUUCGAGUGCGAGUUGUCCUUCGACAAUGCCACAGUCAUAUGGUACAAAGACUCAUGGGAGCUCAGAGAAAGCCCCAAAUAUAGCUUCCGGAGCGAGGGCCGGCGGCACUUUAUGACGAUCCGGAACGUGAUGGCAGAGGAUGAAGGCGUUUACUCCGUUAUUGCUCGCCUGGAGCCCAUGGGAGAAGCUCGAAGCACCGCCGAGCUCUACCUCUCAGGCAAAGAUGUUGGGUUAGGAAAGGUUCCUCAGGACAUCCCAGACUGUUCUGUUCAGCUCCCAGACACAGCUUACAUGGUCAUUAGCGCAGAAUCCUCCGAGUUUUAUCGGUACCAGGAACAAAGUGAUGCCAAAGAAUUUAAGAGUGUGACGGUUGAAGAAGAAGCGCUUCUGGUUCAGUUCUCCUCCGUCUCAGAAGAGAAAAAAGCUGUGGAAGAAAUUGUAGAGCGGACUCAAGUCAGAGAGGAGAUCCCUGCAGUUCCUGAGGUUUACAGGAAAGCAGAGGAGAAACCCUCUAAGCAUGAAGCUCCUCCCCCACCUGCAGCCCCAGAACCGGAGAAAAAGAAGCGGGAACCUGAAGUGACUCCUCCUCGGCGAGAAGAGCCUGCAGCUCCACAAGUUCGAACUGAACCCAAACCCAAACCCAAACCUGAGCCGAGAGAAGUUGAAACGGUUCCUCCAGAACCAGAACCACUGCCUCAGAAAGCAGAAGAGCCCAAAGUGACUGAAGUACCAGAAGUUAAACCAAAAGCCGCUGCAGUUCCACAACCCAGAGUCCCAGCUGUAGCCGUGGAAACGAAAGUCCACCUGGUGGCUGAGAGGGUCCCUCCUCCAAAGACUGAGGUGAUCCUACCAAGAGCACCAGAAAAGGCUGCGGCAGCGGCAGCCCCAUCAGCGCCAGAGCGUCCAACAGCUGAAGUGCAAGAUGUACGUAGAGGGGAGGAAGCUGUGGUCCAAAGAUCUGAGCCAGAGAUGCGGACGGAGGAUGCUCCAGUUCCAGCUUCCUCAGAGCCCAAGAAGCUUGAGGUUCCUGGGAAAUCACUGCCACUGGUUCCUAAACGUGAACCAGAGGUUCCAAAGAAGGCAGAAGAACCGGAGCUUGCAGAGAAAACGAAGGUUAUCAGGUUUCCUGAAAAAGUUGAAGAUUCCAAAACAACGAGAGAAACUGAGAAGAAAGUUCCAGAAACCAAGACAAGGUUUCCAGAAAAGAUAACUGAAGCUCCAACCAAGGUUGCAGAAAAAUCCAAAGAGAAAAAUAGGGAUCCAGAGCCUCCCAUAAAGGUUCCUGAAACACCAAAGAAGGUUCCAGAAGAAGCAGAGGUUAUGGAACCAGCAGCCGAGCUCCAGAGUAAAACAGAAGCUCCAAAGCUGGACCUGGAGAAGGCUCUGCCAGGUCCCAGAGGACCUCCACCCAAAGACAAACCAGUGUCUCCGCCUAAGGAGAAGAAAUCUUCUGCACCAGAACCAAAGCCUUCACCUCCGCCUCCUCCUCCUCAGAAGGUUGCUCCACCUGCAGAGGAAAAGAAACCAGCCCCAGAACCAAAGCCUUCACCUCCUCCUCAGAAGAUUUCUCCUCCAGCAGAGGAGAAGAAAGCAGAACCAAAGCCUUCACCCCCUCCUCCUCCUCAGAAAGUCACCCCCCCUGCAGAGGAGAAGAAGCCAGAACAAAAACCUUCACCACCUCCUCCUUCUCAGAGGGUUGCUCCUCCCACAGAGGAGAAGAAACAAUCAGUAGCAGCACCACCAGCUCCUACGCCCAAAGUUGCUCCUCCUGCAGCGUCUCCUCCGGAAGAAAAGAAGCCUUCUCCAGUAUCCAAAGAACCGGCAGCGGAGAAACUUGUUCUUCCAGCAGCUCCAGUUGCACCAGUGGAGAAGAAACCAGAGCCAGCUGGAAAGGCUGAACCUAUCAGCGUCUCUGAGAGAAUCUCUCCUCCUGAAGACAAGGAACCAGUUUCAGCUCCUGGACCAACCAAAGAAUAUGUCUCUGCUCCCUCAAACACAGCCCCUACUCUUAGACAAAAGGAUAAAAUUCCUAUUCAGGAGGAAAACACUGAGGUUCCUAAACCAAAACCUAAAGUCACCAAAAUACCAAAAGUAAAGGAGCCAGAGAGGGAGACCGUCCAGCUGAAGAAGGUUCCAGUAAAACCUCCAGAGCCCGAGAAGGAGGUCAUAACCCAUCAGACAGAAGUGAUGAAACAUCAAACCUCGGAACUAUCAGUGCGAGGACUUCAUGACAGAGAAGACCGAGAGAUAAUAACCUUCGGAAGAACCGAACGAGUCUUCACAGCACAACAGGAAACAAUUCAGCUGAGCCAAAGUGAGGAGAUGGAAACUCUUCAGAUAAUCAAAGCGGCGGAGAAAGAGGUUUGGACAAGAACCGCAAAACCCAAGAAAGAAGAAGAAGCCAAAGUUCCAGAUGUAGAGAAGAAGAAAAUCAAGAAAUUGCCAAAGACAGAUGAGCCAAAGGAAUCUGUAAAACUAAAACCAGUCGAAAGGUCUGAGAAGUUCGAACAAGAGCCGGUCAAAUCGAAACCGGUUACUGGUACCGAAAUGACAAAAGACCCAGAAGUCAGAGUACAGAGGCCUAAGGAGAGAGAAGAUGGAGAGAUAAACCCACCUGGAAGACCUGAUAGAGUGGCUCCCCUUGCUGAAGAGCCGUCUGAAGGCGUUCCAACAGCAGAACCCAAACCACCACAGGAGGAAGACAAAACCCUACUGAUCAGAACCACAAAGGCAAAAAGCGAAGAACCUCAGCCAGAUUUAUCCAAGAAGAAGAUUAAGAAAUUACCCAAGAAAGACGAAGAACAAGAGGUUGUGACGUUAAAGCCUUUUCAAAAACCUGCAGCGGUUGAUCAAACACCAGAUGUUAAGGUUUCCAAGACAGCUGAUAAGCCUAAAGUAAGUCCCCAACCAGAGGGGAAGGAGAAGCAAAUCACAAUGAAGACUAAAGUCCCCAAGCCAGAAGAUGGGCAGCAGAUAAAGGAGCUGUCUCAACGUCCGAGGGACCAAACAGUCAAAGACAUGAAGGACGUGGAGAAAGAGACUCCUGUGAAGAAGGAAGAACCUGCCAUUCCGGCCAAGAAGCCAAGUCCUCCUCCUCUUAAAGAGAAGAUCUCGUCUACUAAGGCGCAGAAGCUCCCAGAAAAACCAGACGAUGUCCUAAAGAAAGGCGUUGGACCCAAAACGACUCCUUCUCCCAGGGUCAUUGCAGAUAAAGCAGAAAAGCCUGUUGAGGAGCUGCAGAAGGUUGAGUUGAAGACUCUGUCACCAAAGGUGGACGAGCAGAAGGAGGCAGAGAAAGUUCCAGCUCAGGGAAAGGCCUCCAAACCCGUUUCCCCCACCGGAGCCGUCACACUCAAAAAGGUCCCCAUGAAGCCGUCGACAGAUGAAGCCCCAGAACCAGAGCAGCCACAUAAAGGCGGGGUCCCCCUGCUGAAGGCCAUCUCUCCUGGAGCCGUCGAGAUGACAAGAGUGACGACUCACCCCGAGGAGGAGGUUCAUGAACAGGAGCCUGAAGAAGAGGUUGAAGAGGAGUCCUGGGGCUGGGACCUGGUUCCCUCUAAAGACUGGGAAGGUGAAGAGACAGACGGAGCCGUCCAAACGCCGGGUAUGCCUGGUGGCAGACGAGAUGGGAAACCAAGCGAGGAACCAUCGAAGGGCAGAGGCAGAGGAUUUGGGGCGAGGCAGACUCCGUCUCCAGGUGAUGGCGGCAAGGGUCGGGGCUUGAAGCCAGGUGGCAAAGGUCCAUCGCCACCAGAGGAACCGUUUGCAGGCUUCAAGCUCAAACCAGUGGCUCUGAAGUUUGUCAAGAAGAUCCAGGACAUCGUUCUGCAGGAGGCCGAGUCCAUCGGUUCAUCUGCCGUGUUCGAAUGUGAGGUCACGCCCUCCACAGCCAUCACCUCCUGGAUGAAAGAUGGCGGUAACCUGCGUGAAGGUCCGAAGCACAAGUUCAUCUCUGACGGCAAAGACCGGAAGCUGCACAUCAUCGAUGUCCAGCUGUCGGACACUGGAGAAUACACCUGCGUAGCCAAGAAUGCUGGGAAGGAGAUUUCCUGCACUGCUAAGCUCAUCGUUGAAGAGCUGCCUGUGAAAUGGCUGAAGGAGCUGGAGCCUGAGACGUCAUGCAUGAAAGGUCAGCCCAUGUACCUGACCUGUGAGCUGAACAAAGAGAGAGACGUGGUGUGGAAGCGUAACGGAGAGCUGCUGAAGAAGAAGGCCGGGAAAGUGGCCAUCAACGUGAUCGGGAUGCAGCACGCCGUGACCAUCCAGAACUCCACCGACGAGGACUCUGGCGUCUACACCUGCGAGGUCGACGGUCAGGAGGAUGUUAAGACGACGACCAACGUCAAAGUGAUUGAAAUCAUCAAAGACUGGCUGGUAAAGCCUCUGAGGGACCAGCAUGUGAAACCAAAGAACAAGGCAACGUUUAAAUGCGAGCUCUUCAAAGACACACCCAACUGGAAAUGGUACAAAGGGGAGAAUGAAGUCGCCCCUUCUGACAAGGUGGAAAUUAAGAAAGACGGAAAAGAUGUGAGCCUGACAAUCAACAACUGCCAACCUGACGACGUGUCGGACUACACCAUCGAGGUGGAGGACCGGAGAUACACGGCCAAGCUCACACUGGGAGAGCGUGAAGCUGAGAUCCUGAAACCUCUCGCCAGCGUCGAGGUGGUUGAGAAGGAGGAGGCUCACUUUGACACUGAGAUAUCUGAGGAUGACGUUCCCGGCGAAUGGAAACUCAGAGGCCAGGUUCUAACCAGAUCGCCGACGUGCGACAUUAAAGCUGAGGGUCCAAAGCGCUUCCUGACGCUGAAGAACGUACAGCUGGAUCAGGCCGGAGAAGUUUCCUUCCAGGCUCUGAACGCCAACACCAGCGCCAUGCUCACCGUUAAAGAGAUCGAAAUGGGCUUUGUUGACGAGCUGAAGGAUGUGUCUGUGCCUGAAAAGAAACAGGCUAAGUUUGAAUGCACCAUCACCAAGGAUGUGCCUAAGGUCAUGUGGUUUAAAGGGGUUGAGAUCAUCACCCCAAGCCCCAAAUAUGAGCUAAUUGACGAUGGGAAGAAACACAUGCUGAUUAUAAACAGCUGUGAGUUUGACGAUGAGUCUCAGUACACCGUAGAGGUGUUGGACCGAAGAUCCACCGCUCAGCUGACGGUGGAAGGCAUGAGGCUGAAAUUUGUGCAGUACCUGCAGGAUCAAACGAUCAAAGAAGGUAACACGGUGCGCUUUGAUCUGGAGCUGACGCACGAGAACGUGCCUGUAGUUUGGUACCGAAACGAGGUGAAGCUCCACGUGAGCCGAACCGUGCUCAUGCACACGGAAGGACGGCGGCACACCUUAGAAAUGAGGUCGCUGAGUUUAGAGGAUACCUGCCAGAUAAAGGCAGAAGCCAAAGGAAUUUACUCCUCAGCCAAGCUGACAGUUAUAGAGGGAGACGCCGUCUUCCUGGUGAAGCUGCAGGAUUACACCGCCACCGAGAAAGACGAGGUGACGCUGGACUGCGAGCUGAGCAAGGAUGUCCCCGUGGUCUGGUAUCAUGAGGAGAAGGAGGUCAUAGCCUCCAAACUGGUGGUGAUGAGGUCAGAGGGCACGCGCAGGUCUCUGGUCCUGAAGAAGGUCGCGCAGAACGAUCAAGGAAAAUACGUCUGUGACUGUGGGACGGACAAAACCUCCGCCAGCAUCCUGAUAGAGGCACGCGACGUGAAGGUAGUCAGACCGAUUUACGGCGUGGAGCUGUUUGACGGAGAGACGGCUCGGUUCGAGGUGGAGAUCUCUGAGGACGACGUCCACGGCCAGUGGAAGCUGAACGGAGAAGUGCUCAGUCCAUCCUCUGAUGUGGACAUCAUCGAGGAGGGAGGAAAGCACACUCUGAUUCUCUACAACUGUAAGGUGUCCAUGACCGGGGAGGUGGCCUACUCUGCUGCCAACGCCAAAUGUUCUGCCAACCUGAAGGUCAAAGAACUUCCUCUGAACUUCCUCACGCCUCUGAGCGACGUCCAGGUUUAUGAGAAGGAUGAAGCCCGCUUUGAGGUGGAGGUGUCCAGACCUCCCAAGAGCUUCCGCUGGCUCAAAGGCUCUCAGGAACUGACGAGCGACGACAAGUAUGAAAUGAUCCAAGAGGGGAAAAUGUACGUCCUGCUGAUCCGAUCGGCGGCCUUUGACGACGAGGCCAAGUACAUGUUUGAGGCAGAGGACAAGAGGACGACCGGCAAACUCAUCAUUCAGGGUAUUCGCCUGGAGUUUGUCAAACCCAUUAAAGAUGUGACGGUAAAAGAGCGGGAAACCGCAGAGUUCAGCAUUGAGCUCUCUCACGAAAACAUCUCGGUGAUUUGGUACAAAAACGACGUCCGGCUGCUUCCCAGUAAGGUCAUCCACAUGUCGGAUCACGGAAAGGUCCACACUCUGGCCUUCAAGGAGGUGACCAUCGACGACACGUCUUUGAUCAAGGUGGAGGCCAUGGACAAGAGCAUGACGGCCAUGCUCACCGUCAUUGAGGGCGACAUCUACUUCACCACCAAGCUGCAGAACUACACUGCCGUGGAGAAGGACGAGGUGAAGCUGGUCUGCGAACUCAGCAAGGCCGCCGCCGACGUGAAAUGGUUCAAGGAUGGGCAGGAGAUCACCCCGUCCAAGAACAUCGCCAUCAGCGCCGAUGGGAAGAAGAGAAUCCUGAUGGUCCGUAAGGCGGAGAAGGCUAACAUCGGAGAAUACACCUGCGACUGCGGUUCAGACAAAACCACAGCCAACCUGAAAAUCGAAGAGCGUGACAUCAAGGUUGUCCGUCCGCUGUACAGCGUGGAGGUCACCGAGACGGAGACCGCCAGGUUUGAGACGGAGAUCUCUGAGGAGGAUGUCCAUGGAAACUGGAAGCUGAAGGGAGAAGCUCUGCACCAGUCAGCUGAUGUGGAGAUUAAAGAGGAAGGAACCAAACAUCUGCUGAUUCUCUAUAACGUCCGUAUGGACAUGGCUGGAGCUGUGGACUUCUCUGCAGCCAAUGCCAAAUCCAACGCUCAGCUCAGGGUCAAAGCUCGCUCCAUCACACUGAUGCGUCCUCUGAAGGACGUUACGGUGACGGCGGGAGAGACGGCCACCUUCGAGUGUGAGCUGUCAUACGACGGAAUCGAAGUGGAGUGGUUUGUUGGAGGACAGAAGAUGGAAGCCAGCGAUCGGGUGAAGCCUCGGGUGACGGGUAGAGUUCACACCUUGACCAUCCGUGACGUGAAUCUCUCCGAGGCCGGUGAGGUCAAAUUGACAGCCAAGGAUUUCCUGACUCAGGCUCAGCUCAUUGUCAAAGAGCCGCCGGUGGAGUUCAUCAAGCCUCUUGAGGACCAGACGGUGGAGGAGGAGGCCACCGCCACGCUCGAGUGCGAAGUCUCAAGAGAGAACGCAGAGGUGCACUGGCUGAGGGAGGGACAGGAGAUCAGGAAGACCAAGAAGUACGACAUUGUCGCAGACGGGCGCAAGAGAGCCCUUGUCAUUCAUGAAUGCUCCCCAGACGAUGCUAAGAUGUACACAUGUGACGCUAAAGACUUCAAGACUUCCUGCUUCCUGGAGGUCACACCUCCUUAUGUAGAGUUCACAAAACCUCUGCAGGAUGUAGAAGUUAGAGAGAAGGAUUCAGCCAGGUUUGAAUGUGAAGUGUCCCGCGAGUCCGCCAAGGUCCGCUGGUUCAAGGACGGCGGCGAGAUCAGAAAAGGAAAGAAGUACGAGAUCAUUGCUAAGGGAGUGCAGAGGAUCCUCGUCAUCCACAGGUCGGUGUUUGACGAUGAGGCCGAGUAUGAAUGCGAUGCCAGAACCUCCAAGACGUCCGGCAUUCUCACAGUCAUCGAGGAAGCAGCCACAUUUACUAAGAACCUGUCCAACGUGGAGGGAACAGAAACAGACAGCAUAAAGAUGAUCUGUGAGGUUUCCAAAGCCGAUGCUGAGGUCAGCUGGUACCGAGGAGAUGAGGAGCUGCCAGAGGGCGGACGCUACGAUCAGAUCAUGGACGGUCGCAGGAGGAUCCUGAUCAUACAGGACCUGAGGAUGGAAGAUGCUGGAGAAUACAACUGUAGGCUGAGUCCAACAGUCAGGACAUCCGCCUCCCUAAAAAUCAACGAACUGGAAGCGGAGUUCACCUCUCGUCCUCAGAACCAGGAGGUGGUGGAGGGGGAGAAGGUGGAGUUCUCCUGCACUGUCUCCAAGGACACCUAUGAGGUGAAGUGGUUUAGAGGUGAUCAGGAGAUCCAGGAUGGAGACAAGUACACAAUAAUCAGUGAAGGAAAGAGAAGAGCCCUGGUGGUGAAAAACUGUGACCUGAAGGAUGAAGGUGGCUACGUUGCUCACAUCGGCAGCGUUAAAGCUUCCGCUGAUCUCUGUGUGAUAGAGAAACUAAGGAUCGUCACACCAAUUAGGGACACGGAGGUGAAGGAAGGAAGUGAGAUUGUCUUUAACUGUGAGACCAACACUGAGGGAGCCAAGGCCAAGUGGCUGAAGAACGAAGAGACCAUAUUUGAAAGCAGUAAAUACAUGAUGAUGCAGAGAGACAACGUCUUCUCACUGAGGAUCAAAGAUGCUCAGAAGGCGGACGAGGCCGCCUACACGGUCUCUCUGACUAACCACAGAGGAGAACAUGCUAAGUGCUCUGCUAGUGCUAAAGUUUCAGCAGAAAAACUUAGAUUCCUGGAACCCAUCGAAGACAUAGAGACCCAGGAGAAGAAGACCAUCAGUUUUGUUUGUAAGGUGAACCGGCCUGAGGUGACGGUGAAAUGGAUGAAGGCCGGCGAGGAGGUGACGUUCAGCAAACGCAUCGUCUACAGGGCGGAUGGCCUGAAACACACUUUGACGAUCAAGGACUGCGUCAUGGAAGAUGAGGGGGAGUACACCGCCGUGGUCGGAGACGACAAGUGUGCCGCUGAGCUGAUCAUCAGCGAGGCGCCAACAGACUUCACAGGACAGCUCAGGGAUCAGACCAUCACAGAGUUUGAGGAUGCAGAGUUUACCUGCAAGCUAAGCAAGGAGAAGGCUGCAGUCAAGUGGUACAGGAACGGACGCGAGAUCCGAGAAGGACCCAGAUAUCACAUGGAAAAAGAAGGCAAGACGUGCAGACUGAUAAUCAAGGUGUGCAGACCAGAUGAUGAGUGUGAAUACGCCUGUGGUGUGGAUGAGAGAAGGACCAGAGCCCGGCUUUUUGUUGAAGAAACCCCAGUGGAGAUCGUCAGGCCGCCCCAGGACAUGUUUGAGCCUCCGGGCUCGGAUGUUGUGUUUGAGGUGGAGCUCAACAAGGACCGAGUGGAGGUCAAGUGGAUGAGAAAUAACAUGAUUAUAGUGCAGGGAGAUAAGUACCAGAUGAUCAGCGACGGUAAGAUCCACAGGCUGCAGGUCUGCGAGAUCAGACCCAGAGAUCAAGGAGAGUACCGCAUCGUGGCCAAAGACAAGGAUGCCCGGGCCAAGUUGGAGCUGGCAGCAAUUCCUAAGAUCAAGACCACCGACCAGAACCUGGUGACGGAUGCUGGUAAACCAUUUGUCAUGGCAGUCCCCUAUGACGCCUACCCCCGCGCUGAUGCUGAGUGGUUCUUUGGUGGAAACAGUUUACCUGUUCAGAACAUCGAUACUUCAAAUGAGAAGACAGAGUACCGGCUUAAGAGCCCCACCAAGGAGGACCAGGGCCGGUACCGAGUGGUGAUCAAAAACAAGCACGGGGAGGGGGAGGCUUUUAUCAACCUGGAUGUGAUCGAUGUCCCUGGACCAAUCAAGAACCUAAGAGUGGUCGACACUGCGGAUGGGGAGGUCAGCUUAGCCUGGGAGGAGCCAGAGAGCGAUGGUGGAAGCAAGAUCAUCGCCUACGUGGUGGAACGACGUGAUGUAAAGCGGAAGACCUGGACUCUGGCUACAGACCGGGCUGAUACUCCAGAGUACUGCGUCAGUGGACUCCAGAAGGACUCGCUGUAUCUGUUCAGAGUCUGCGCCCGUAACAGAGUCGGACCCGGACCUCUUGUUGCCACAGAUGAUGCCGUUCAGGCCAAGAACAAAUUUGAUGUCCCAGAUGCUCCAGAAAAUGUUGCUGUCGGUUUGGUGAACCGGUUUGGAGCCACCGUCAGCUGGGAGCCCCCCAAGUUUGAUGGCGGGUCAGAGAUCACAGCGUACGUGAUUGAGCUCCGAGACAGGACUUCUGUGAAGUGGGAGGCGGCCCUGGUGUGCGGAGCGGCCGAACGCUCAGCCACGCUCAACGAUGUGGUGGAACACAAGGAGUACAUCUUCAGGGUGCGAGCUGAGAACAAGGCUGGAAUCGGAAGACCCAGCGCUGCCACCAACCCCGUCAAGAUCAUGGAUCCCAUCGAGAGGCCGAGUCCACCUCUGAACCUGAACUACAGUGACCAAAUUAAGACGGCCGUCACUCUGACCUGGGAAACCCCACUAAGCAACGGUGGCAGCAUGAUCACCGGGUACAUCAUUGAGAAAUGCGACGAGGGCUCCGACAAGUGGCUGCGCUGCAACGCCAGACUCUGUCCUGACUUGUCCUACCGGGUGUCUGGACUGAAGCCUGGUCAGAAGUACCUGUACAGAGUUUGUGCCGAGAACGCAGCUGGUGUCUCAGAUCCGACCGAGCAGCUCGGACCUCUGCUUGCUGACGACCCACAUGUUGGUCCAACGUUUGACCUGAGCGGCUUUAGGAACGGCCUGGAGGUCAUUGCCCCCCAGCCACUCACCAUCAGGGUUCCCAUCACCGGUUACCCUACACCCACAGCCAAGUGGAGCUUUGGAGAGAAACAACUGACCACAGCGGACGAACGCGUCUCCAUGGUGACCAAGCCUACUUUCACAGAGCUGACAAUCUCACCGAGCGUCCGUCCCGAUAAGGGCUGCUACACCCUGCACCUGGAGAACGACGUGUCGUCUGUCUCUGGCGAGAUCGAAGUCAACGUCAUCGCGUGUCCAAGUGCGCCCAAAGACUUCAAGGUGGCUGAGGUGACUCGAAACCACGUCCACCUAAUGUGGGAGCCUCCAGAACACGAUGGAGGAAGCCCGGUCACCCAUUAUCAGAUUGAGAAGAGAGAAGUUUCACGCAAGACUUGGGCCAAGGUUGCUGCUGGAGUCAUGGAUCUGGAGCAUACAGUGACGGAUGUCAUUGAAGGAAAAGAGUACCUGUUCAGCGUCAUCGCCUGCAACAAGUGUGGACCUGGAGAACCAGCAUACAUAGACGAACCAGUAAACGUCUCGUCUCCUGCGACUAUUCCUGAUCCUCCUGAGAACCUUAAAUGGCGCGAUAAGAGUGGAAAGAGCAUCUUCCUUAUGUGGGAACCUCCAAAGUACGAUGGUGGUUCUCCAAUCAAAGGUUACGUGGUGGAUAAGUGUCAGCGUGGGACAGAUAAGUGGGAGCCCUGCUGCGACCCGAUCCCUGAACUCAAGUUCCAGGUGACGGGGCUAACUGAGGGGCAGUGGUACGCCUACAGAAUCAGAGCAGUGAACAGGUUGGGGGCCAGCCGACCCUGCAGGGCCACAGAUGAGAUCCAGGCUGUAGAUGCUAGAGAACCUCCAGAGAUUGAGCUGGAUGCAAAGCUGCUGGCGGGUCUGACGGCCAGAGCCGGCACCAAAAUCGAGCUUCCUGCAGACGUCAAAGGAAAGCCUGAUCCUCGUGUCAAAUGGACCAAGGCCGACCUGGUCCUGCGGGCCGAUGACCGCAUCUCCAUCGACUCCCAGCCAGGUCACUCCAAGCUUUCCAUUAGCAACACCACCAGAGAAGACACAGCCACUUACAUCAUUGAGGCGGUUAACAUCUGUGGACGUGCCACGGCCACCAUUGAUGUCAGCAUUCUGGAUAAACCGGGUCCUCCAGCCGCCUUCGACAUCUCAGAGAUCACCAACGAGUCGUGCGUUCUGGCCUGGAACCCUCCCAGAGAUGACGGGGGCUCGCCCAUAACCAACUACAUUGUUGAAGGUCGGCAAACGGACAAAGAGGAGUGGGUGAAGCUGUCCGCCACGGUGAAAGACACCACCUUCAAGGCCUGCAAGCUGACCGCCCUGAAGGAGUACAUCUUCAGAAUCAGCGCUGAGAACCAGUACGGCAUUGGCGUUCCCACUGAGCAUACACCCAUCAUUGCAAAGUACUCCUUUGAUCCUCCUGGUCCUCCGACCAGAGUCACUCCAUCUGACAUUGCGAAGGAUGCAGUGACCCUGACCUGGUUUGAGCCAGACGAGGACGGUGGCAGCCCCAUCACUGGGUACUGGAUCGAGAAGUUUGAUCAAGAGAGCGACAAGUGGAUCCGAUGCAACAAAUUGCCCAUUAAAGACACAACCUUCAGGGUAAAAGGACUCCCCACCAAGAAGAAGUUCCGCUUCCGUGUUUUGGCGGAAAAUCUGGCUGGACCUGGAAAACCGAGCGUGGAGACAGAUCCUGUGCUGAUCAAAGACCCCAUCGAUCCUCCAUGGGCACCUGGGAAACCGGUUGUCAGGGAGGUUGGAAAGACCACUGCAUUGCUAGCAUGGACGCGGCCAGAGCACGACGGCGGGGCCAAGAUCGAAGGCUACAUCAUUGAGUUCCAGAAGACAGGUAGCGAGGAGUGGAUCCGCAUUGCAGAGGACGUUCCUCAGACAGAGCACCAGCUGAAGGGUCUGAUGGAGAAGCAGGAGUACUCGUUUAGGGUGAAGGCCGUCAAUAAGGCUGGUGAGAGCGAACCCAGCGAGCCCAGUGACCCAGUGGUCUGCAAGGAGAGACUCUAUCCUCCAUCCGCUCCUCAGUGGCUGGAGGUCACCAACAUCACCAAGAUCAAUGCUGACCUGAAAUGGCAGGCUCCCAGCAGCGAUGGUGGGUCUCCCAUCACCAACUACGUGGUGGAGAAGAGGGAUGUGAGGCGGAAGGCCUGGCAGACUGUCGACACCACCGUCAAGGAGCUGAAAUACACGGUGACGCCUCUGAACGAGGGAUCGCUGUAUGUGUUCAGAGUGGCUGCAGAGAACGCCGUUGGAACGGGAGAGUUCUGUGAGCUGGAGGAUGCAGUGCUCGCCAAGGACACGUUCACUACUCCUGGUCCUCCAUACGCCCUGACAGUGGUGGAGGUCACUAAGAGACACGUGGAGUUGAAGUGGGAGCCUCCCAAGAGCAACGGUGGAAGACCCAUUACUAAAUAUGUGAUUGAAAAGAAAGAAAAAGUCGGAACACGUUGGUUGAAGUGCUGCAAGACUCCAGAUAAACAGACUCAGUUCAAGGUGACUGACGUGGACGAAGGAUCAGAGGUUCAGUUCCAGGUCAGAGCGGAAAAUGAGGCUGGAGUAGGAGAUCCUAGUGAGCCUACCGUCAUCCUCACCAUAGAGGAUCCAACCAGUGUUCCAUCUCCUCCUCUGGAUGUGGCCAUUGUUGACACCAGCAGGGAACACAUCAAUGUCACCUGGAAACCACCAGCCAAGGACGGCGGCUGUCCCAUCACGGGAUACCACGUUGAGGUGGCAGAGGCUCGUCCAGAACUCAAGUGGCUACGGGUCAACGCCCGCCCCAUUAAGGAGCUGAACUUUAGGAUCGACGAUGGGAUCAAACCAGAGAAGAAAUACGUAAUCAGAGUUCGGGCCAUAAACUCUAUUGGAGUUAGCGAUCCCUCUGAUAUCUCUGACAAAGUUGCCACCAAAGAUCCAGACUGUGCACCAUCCAUGGAUCUGGACGCACAGGAUGUGAUCGUCGUUGAAGGAGAGAAGCUGCACCUGAACAUCCCCUACAAAGGAAUCCCUACCCCCAAGAUGGUUUGGCAGAAAGACAGCGUGGAGUGCAAAGCGGACGACAGGCUCUCCAUGACGGUUGAGAUGAACAGCGCCCAUCUGGAGCUGCUGAGGUCCCAACGUUCCGAUGCCGGUGCCUACACCAUCACCCUGGAGAACAGUCUGGGAAGUGCCACAGGAAACAUCAACGUCAAAGUUAUCGGGCUUCCCGGUCAGUGUAAAGACAUCACCUCCAGCGACGUCACCAAGAACUCUUGUGUGAUCAGCUGGGAAGCUCCGGAAGAUGACGGUGGCACCCCCAUUGUCAGUUACACAUUGGAGCGUCGGGAAGCCUCUAAGAAAACCUACAUUCCUGUCAUGUCGGGCCAGAAUAUCCUAACCUUCAACGUCAAAGACCUUUACAUCAACUGCGAGUACUACUUCAGAGUGAAGGCUGUCAACACAGUCGGAGCCGGAGAAUAUCUGGAGCUGCGCAGCCCUGUCAUCAUGGAGGAAAUCAAACAAAAACCAGACCCUCCCAUCCAGGUCGAGGGCCAUGACCCCACAUCCAAGUCCAUCACCGUCACCUGGAAGGCUCCAGACUACGAUGGUGGUUGCCCCAUCCAGGGCUACAUUAUAGAGAAGAUUGAGAAGGAUGGCGACCGCUAUGAGAGGGUCACCCCCAGCCUGGUUGCCGGUUUCUCCUAUGUGGUGACGGAUCUGAAAGAAGACAUGGAGUAUCAGUUCAGAGUCCGAGCAGAGAACGCGGCCGGAGUCAGCGAGCCGUCGCGCAGCACGCCGCUGAUAAAGGCUGCCGAUCCUGUUGAGAAACCAAAGGUCACCCUGCAUGCACGCGUGCAGUCCGGCCUCUGCGUAAAGAAGGGCGAGGAGAUCCGCAUCGAUGCUUUUAUCUCUGGCUCUCCAUACCCCAAAGUCACCUGGCUGAGGAACGAGGAGGAUGUGACCAAAGAGCCCGCUAAAAAGAUAAUUCCAGUGCUGAAGAAGAAGAAGACCAAAGCCCAUGUUCCAGAACCAGAGGAGGAGUUUGUGACUCCUCUAAGGGAGCGUCUUGGUCUGGAUAAGACCACAAAAGGCCAGUCUGCCCUGAUGAUCCGUGACGCCGUCAGGGUCGACCAUGGGACCUUCACAAUCAAGGUGGAGAACACUCACGGCGUCGCUUCUGCCACCUGUUUCGUCAAUGUUCUGGAUAAACCUGGACCCCCGAUAAACUUCACCUUCGAUGAGAUCAGGAACACCUCGGUCAUCUGUAACUGGGAGCCUCCUGAGGACGACGGUGGGAGCGAGAUCUUAAACUACAUCUUGGAGAAGAAAGACAACAAGAGCGACGAGAUUGGCUGGAUCACCAUCACCUCCACCUUGAAGGGAACCAGCUUACCCGUCAUCAAACUCAUCGAGGGGAAGGAAUACAUCUUCAGAGUCACAGCUGAGAACAAAUAUGGCUGUGGUCCACCGUGCAUCUCUGAGCCGCUCGUGGCCAAAAAUCAAUUCAAUCCCCCCGAUGCUCCCAACAUCCCUAGAGUUCAUGAGGUGACAGCAAGUUCAGCCCACAUCUCUUGGCAUGAGCCAAAGGACAACGGCAGCCCCAUCCUUGGUUACUGGAUCGAGCGCAAGGAGGUGAACAGCAAACACUGGACCAGAGUGAACCGGGCCCUCCUCAACUCCCUGGACGUGAAGGUCACUGGUCUAAUGGAGGGCCUAACCUACAUCUUCAGAGUGUGUGCGGAGAAUCUGGCGGGCCCUGGACCCUUCAGUGAGCCCACUGACCGCAUCGUAGCCAUGGAUGCAAUUCUUCCUCCUGGACCCCCCAUCCCCAGGGUCGUGGAUACUGGCAAAGAUUCUGUCAUCUUGGCCUGGAAGCCCCCGCUGUACAAUGGUGGAGGGGACAUUUUGGGAUACCACAUUGAAAAGGUGUUGGCUGGAGAGAAGGAAUGGAGCCGCUGCACAGAGUUCAGGUGUAAAGAGCUGACGUUCACGGUGACCGGCCUCACGGAAGGAGCAGACUACUAUUUCCGGAUCCUUGCUGUUAAUGACGCCGGCCCUGGAGCUCCUGGUCUCACCGAACCUGUAACGGUCAAAGAGCCACAAGAAACACCUGUCGUGGAAUUCGAUGCCUCCGUGAAGAAUGGCGUCAUGAUAAAAGCCGGCGAAUCGCUGAGGCUUCCGGCUGUGGUGACUGGUAGACCUCAGCCAGAGGUGAAAUGGGCCAAAGACGAAGCAGAGAUCGACAAAGAGAGGAUGAUUGUGGAGACAGAGGGCAAGAGGAGCAGCCUGUUCAUCAAGAAGGCCGUGAGGACCGAUAGCGGGAAAUACCAGAUUACCGGCACCAACAGCAGCGGCACCAAGACGGCAGAAACCAAAGUGGAUGUUAUGGAUGUCCCUGGACCAGUGGUGGACCUGAAGACUGUCCUGGUGACAAAGAAGAACAUCGUCCUGACCUGGUCAGAUCCUCUGGACAACGGCGGUAGCGACAUCAUCGGCUACGAGGUGCUGAGGAAGGACGCCAAGAUGAGGCUGUUCCGGCAGCCCAUGGAGAUGGCAUCCUGCAGGUGCGACAUUCAGGGCCUGCUAGCUGGGGAGGAGUACGACUUCAGAGUCAUUGCCAGGAAUAAGUACGGCGAUGGAGCUCCAGCAGACCUGGGCCCCAUCCUGGCUGAGGAUCCUAAAGGUACUCCAUCUGCUCCAGAGAAGCUGCACUACACAGACCGAAGCAAGACCACCAUCACUCUGGCUUGGGAGCCCCCACGCACUGAUGGCGGCAGCCCCAUCAGAGGAUACUACGUGGAGAAGAUGAGGUCAGAUAGCACAGAGUUUGACGUGGCCAACAGGAAGAUCUUCACUGAGUGCUGCGGAACUAUCGAGAACCUCUCUGAGAACCAGGAGUACAAGUUUCGCGUGAAAGCUGUGAAUGAGGUUGGAGACGGAGAACCAUCCAAACCAAUCACCGCCAGGAUCCAGGACGACCAAAUCGCUCCAGUUAUCACAAUCCUGAAGUUUUUCAAGAGCAACGCCAUCAUUGUGAGGAAAGGAGCCGCCAUAGACAUCCCAGCAGAGGUGACUGGCCUUCCUCUGCCGACACUCCAGUGGAUAAAGGACGAUGUGGUGAUGGAGAAGCCUGAUGAGGAGAAGAUGACCUUAGAAACAGAGGAGGUAAACAGAACAACACUGAGGACGAAGAUUUCUAUCCCAGAAACUGUCCGACAAGACAAAGGAAACUACAACCUUGUUGCUGAGAACUGCUACGGCAAAGCUCAGCAUGUGGUCCGAGUGGAGGUCCUGGACCGCCCCCUUCCUCCGAGGAACAUCACUGUGUCCGACAUCAAGGCGGACUCCUGCUACCUGACCUGGGACGCUCCGGAGGACAACGGAGGCAGUGAAAUCACUAACUACAUUGUGGAGCGCAGAGAUGCCAGCAAGAAGAAGUCAGACUUUGAUGUUCUGACCAUCAACCUGAUCGAUAGAAGAUAUGGGGUCUACAAACUGAACCUGAAUGGAGUCUAUCAGUUCAGGAUCAAAGCUGAGAACAAGUAUGGAGUCAGCGAUGGCUGCGAUUCAGAGAAAGUCCAGCUGAGAGAUCCGUUCGGACUUCCUGGACCUCCACGUAACCCCAAAAUCAUAGCUGCAACUGCAACCACCAUGACGGUGACCUGGGACCCUCCGCUGGACAACGGGGGCUCCACCAUCCAGGGCUACUGGCUGGAGAAGAGGGAACGCGGUGCCGUCUACUGGGGCCGCGUUAACCGGGCGCCGGUGACCAAGCCAGCAGUGAAGGGGCUGCAGUACACGGUGCUGAGGCUCAUAGAAGGAACAGAAUACCAGUUCAGGAUUGCAGCCUGCAAUGCGGCAGGAGUCGGCCCCCACAGCGAGGCCACGGAGUGCCGCUUCGCCACCGACCCAUGCAACCCCCCAAGCCCACCUGGAACCCCCGAGGUUAAAGACAAGACCAAGAGCAGCAUCACCCUCGCCUGGGCUCCUCCAGAGAGAGACGGCGGCAGCCCGAUCAAGGGUUACAUCGUUGAGGUUCACGAGGAGGGCUCCCCGGACUGGAGGAGGGUGAACCCUGCCGACAAGCUCCACCCCUCCACAGAAAUCACCGUCCCUGACCUAAAAGAGGGCAAGAAAUGCAAGUUCAGGAUCUAUGCAGUGAACGCCGCCGGGAAGUCAGAGCCCGCUAGGACCGGAGACAUCGUGGUCCAGGACAUCCUGAUCGAACCAGCUGUGUCUCUGGACGUGAACGCUCACGACCUGCUGUACUGCAGAGCAGGAACCACCAUAAGGAUUCCUGCCACCAUAACUGGACGACCCGUUCCCAAAGUCACCUGGACCUUUGUGGACGGGACAGCUGAGACGGAGAAGAAGAACGACCUUCACACGCUGCCCGUCGACUCCGAGAUCCACUCUACUGACACCAUCUCCGUGGUGGUGAUCCCAGAGAGCAAGAUCGGUCACACGGGUCGAUAUAUCAUCAACGCAGAGAGUCCGGCCGGACACAAAAUCGUCAAAGUCAGGGUCAACGUGCUCGACCUGCCUGGACCUGUCAGGAAUCUGAAGGUGAGUGAUGUGACCAGAGGAACCUGCAGACUCUCCUGGAAACCUCCAGAGAGCGACGGAGGAGAGCGGGUGAAGAGCUACUUUAUUGAGAAGAAAACCGUGGAAGGCAAAGCCUGGACCAAGGUGAACCCAACCUGUGCCACUCAGUCUCUGGUGGUUCCAGACCUCAUUGUGGGUGAGGAGUACCUGUUCCGUGUCCGAGCUGAGAACAGCUUCGGGUUUGGCCCAUAUGUUGAGACUACUGAAAGUACCAAAGCCAGAGAUCCAAUCCAUCCCCCGGAUCCUCCAACACGGCUGAAGAUCCAGAACGUCAGGAAGGGCACAGUCUCGCUGACCUGGAAGGCUCCGAAGAACGACGGAGGGUCACCCGUUACCCACUACAGCGUUGACCUUCUGUGCUGGGAUUCCAGUGGAGCCCAGAAAGAGUCCUGGAGGAGGUGCAACAGGAGAGACGUGGACACCACCAGCUUUAAGGUGGAGGACCUGACAGAAGGAGACGAAUACGAGUUCAGAGUGACGGCUUACAAUGAAGCCGGACCCAGCAGACCGUCAUCCACCGCCGGACCCGUCAUCAUCCAGGACCAGACAUGUGCUCCAUCCAUUGAGCUGGAGGAGUUCAUGGAGGUGGAGCAGGGCGCCGACAUCAGCAUUGUGGCCAAGCUUCGUGGCUGCCCCUUCCCCACACUCACUUGGUACAAGGCGCCUCCCCACAAGUCUGACGACAAGGCAGAGGUCCAGUACGAUGAGCACAUCAACAAGAUGGUGACCGACGACAGCUGCACGCUCCUCAUCCAGCAGGGCAAACGUCACGACACGGGCCUGUACACUGUGGUGGCCUCCAACAGCCUUGGCAAGGCCUCCAAGGAAAUGAGGCUCAAUGUGCUCGGUCGUCCUGGCCCCCCAUCUGCUCCUAUUAAGUUUGAAGAAGUCGGCGCUGAAAAGAUCACACUGUCUUGGCUUCCACCAAAGGAUGACGGCGGCUCUAAAAUCACCAACUAUGUGAUCUGGAGACGCGUGGCCAACAGAAAAACCUGGGUGCCGGUCACCAACGAGCCCAAAGACCGCAUCUGGACCGUGGAGAAUCUCAUGGAGGGACAUGAAUACGUGUUCCGCAUCAUGGCGCAGAACAAGUAUGGGGUCGGUGAGCCUCUGGACAGUGAGCCUGAGGUCGCCCGGAACCGUUACACUGUUCCCGGGCAAGUUGAGAAGCCAACAGUAACCAACGUCAGCAUGGAUUCCAUGACGGUCAACUGGGAGGAGCCUGAGGAUGACGGCGGCACUCCCAUCACUGGCUACUGGUUGGAGCGCAAGGAGACCACAGGAAAACGCUGGGCUCGUGUCACUAGGGACCCCAUCCGUCCCAUGGGCCUGGGCGAGUCCUUUGUAGUGACCGGACUCAUUGAGGGGUCUGAGUAUUUAUUCAGGGUUUCUGCCAUCAACGCCGCAGGCCCAGGACUCGCCAGUCCUCCAACAGACCCGGUCUUCGCUCGGGACGCCAUUACUCCCCCAUCGCCUCCAACCCCGAGGGUCUCUGACUGGACACGGUCCACGGUUGACCUGGAGUGGAUUCCGCCCCUGAAAGAUGGAGGGUCCAAGAUCAUCGGCUACUGGGUGGAAUACAAGGAGGAGGGCACUGAGGCCUGGGUGAAGGCGAAGGAAACUGAAAUCCGAGGCACACGGUUUGUGUUCAGUGGUCUAAAGACAGGAGGUCAGUACAGAUUCAGGGUGAUUGCCUUUAAUGCAGCGGGUAACGGCGAGCCAGGUGAAGUCCCAGAGGUGCUGGAGGUCAACGACAGAAGCAUUGCUCCUGAGGUGGACCUGGAUGCAUCAAUGAAGGAGAAGAUGGUGGUCCACGCCGGCGGCGUGAUCCGUCUCAUUGCCUACGUGUCGGGCCAGCCGACGCCCGACGUUACCUGGACCAGAGACGGUGCAGGACUGCCCCCAGAGGCUAAAGUAGAGAGCACUGCCAUCAGCUCCUCACUGGUCAUCAAACCCUGUGCCAGAAAACAUCUCGGCGUUUAUACUGUGACUGCCAAGAACGCCAGUGGGGAGAAGACAAAGAACGUCACGGUGGAAGUCCUGGAUGUUCCUGGACCUGUCGGCAUUCCAUUUGUGGCUGAAAACCUGAGCAUAGACUCCUGCAAGCUCAGCUGGUUCUUCCCCGAGAACGACGGAGGCUCUCCCAUCAGCAACUACAUAAUCGAAAAGCGAGAAGCUGAGCGCAAAGCCUGGACAGCUGUGUCCUACAGCGCCAGCAGACAGAAUGCGAUCGCUCGCGGCCUGACCCUUGGAAAGGCCUACUUCUUCAGAGUGGCUGCUGAGAAUGCCAUCGGUAUUGGACCGUUUGUGGAGACAGCAGCGGAAGUUAUAAUCAAGGAGCCAAUCAGUGUACCAGACCGUCCUGAAGAUCUGGAGGUCACCAAGGUUACCAAACAUUUGAUUGGCAUCACCUGGAAAGCCCCCAAGUUUGAUGGAGGGUCUGAAAUCACCAUGUACAUUCUGGAAGCACGUAUGAUUGGAAAGGACAAGUUUACCAGGCUUACCAAAGAGAAGUUGAUGGACAGAAAGUUUACCUAUGAUGGCCUGAGAGAAGGAGACACCUACGAGUUCAGGGUGAUCGCAGUGAAUGAAGUCGGACAGAGCAAACCAUCGUUCUGCACCAAACCGAUCACUUGCAAGGACGAACUGGAGCCCCCAACCAUCGAGCUGGACUUCCGUGAUAAGAUCAUCAUACGUGUGGGAGAAAGCUGUCUGCUUCAGGGACGCUACACGGGCAAACCAGCUCCAUCUAUCGUCUGGUACCGAGAUGACGAAGAACUAAAAGCUGAUAAACACAUCAUUUUAAAGAGCACACCCACCAUGAUGUCUCUGGGCCUGGUAAAGGCGAAGCGUGAGCACAGUGGCAGAUAUGUGGUGGUUGUGGAAAACAGCACGGGGUCCAGAAAGGGCGUUUGUAACGUCACAGUUGUAGAUCGUCCAACUCCUCCUGUUGGUCCUGUGGUGUUUGACGAGGUCCACAGAGAAUUUAUGGUGAUCUCCUGGAAACCUCCAUUGGAUAGUGGAGGUGUUGAGGUGUCCAACUACAUAAUUGAGAAGCGAGAUGUCAACAGAGAAAUCUGGACCACAGUAACAUCUGCAACAACAAAGACCACAUGCAAGAUCCCGAAGCUAACUGAAGGCAGAGAGUAUAUCAUGAGGAUAUCUGCAGAGAACAUGUAUGGUAUCAGCGACCCUCUGGAGUCCGAGGAGAUGAAGGCUAAAGAUCUGUUCAGAGUCCCUGAAGCUCCAGAGAUGCCAACAGUCAGAGAGGUUUAUGCUACCAAUGCCCUGGUGUUGUGGAACCGUCCCCGUGAUGGAGGCAAACCUAUUACCAACUACAUCCUGGAGAAGAAGGAGCCUGGAGCGAAGAGGUGGUCCAGAGUCACCAGAGACCCUCUAUAUCCAGCGACCCAGUACCGAGUCCAGGACUUGAUAGAGGGCUGCGAGUAUGAAUUCAGGGUGAUGGCUGAGAACGAGUUGGGCACUGGAGAUCCCAGUCCCCCAUCCAAACCGAUCCUUGCCAAGGAUCCCAUUGUGUGCCCCAGUCCUCCGGUAACACCAGAAGCUUACGAUAAGACCAAAGAUUCAGUGAGUCUGAAGUGGCAGAUGCCUCGCCACGAUGGAAAAGGACGAAUCUUUGGCUACCUCGUUGAAUAUCAGAAGCCUGGUUCCGUAGAGUGGACUCAGGCCAACAAAACUCCAGAGGAGUGUCCUGACCUUCACUACGUGGUGACAGGCCUGACUGAUGGACAGGAGUAUACCUUCAGGAUCUUUACUGUCAAUGCAGCCGGCAAAUCUGACCCUGCCUACGUUAAACAGACCAUCAAAGUCCAUGACAGGCUUGAGGAACCAGAAUUACUCUUGGAUGCCAACAUGGCACGUGACCACUUAGCAAUGCUGGGUACCGACAUCACUCUUAGUGCCAAAGUUAAGGGGGUUCCAAUGCCGACAAUUACCUGGAAGAAAAAUGAUGGAGAUGUUCCUUCUCACAUCACCGUGGCUGUUACUGCCAGCGGCAGCAAAGUCUUCAUCCCCAAGUGUGUCCGUGCAGAUUCAGGCAACUAUACUAUUACGGUUGAGAAUGCUGCUGGAAAGAAAUCAGCAACCGUUGCCGUGCUUGUGCUGAAUAAGCCUUCUCCUCCAAGAGAUCUUGUGGUGUCCGAGGUGACUAGCGAGUCAGCCUACCUAACAUGGAAGGCUCCAGAGGACAAUGGUGGUGCAGUCAUCUCUCAUUAUGUUGUGCAAAAGAAGGAUGUGGCUGCAGACCAGUGGGUACCGGUUGCUCCAGCCAAUAAGAAGCUUAGUCUUAUGGCCAUGUACCUUAUGGAGGGAAUUCAGUAUCUAUUCAGGGUGGCUGCUGAGAACCAGUUUGGCAGGAGUGACUUUGUUGUGACCAAGGUACCCAUUAAGGCUACAGAUCCUCUAUAUCCUCCCGGCCCACCCAAAAAUCUCCACCAUACCGAUGCAGACAAGACAGAGGUGUGGUUGGCCUGGGAGUGGCCUGAUCGCAAUGGAGGCAGUGAAAUUACCGGUUUUAUUGUUGAACACCAAGAAGAGGGCCAAACUGAUUGGGUUACCUUUAAGACCAUGACCAACAACCACAGUCAUGUGACAGGUCUGGAAGAAGGCAAGACUUACCGCUUUAGAGUUAAGGCUCAGAAUGCCAUUGGUAUCAGCCGCCCUGAGACCAGUGUCCCCAUUACUUGCCAGGAGAAGACAUUGCCACCUACUAUAGAAGUUGAUGUGAAACUUAUUGAGGGUCUUGUGGUCAAAGCUGGCACUACCAUUGUUCUACCAGCUAAGAUGACAGGAAUCCCUCUUCCCACAGCCAAGUGGAUCAGUGACGGCAAGGAGUUGACAUCUGAAGGUCGAUUCAAAAUUGAAUCUGCUGAAACUUCAACCACCCUCAGUAUCGUAGAGAGCCAGAGAGGAGACACCGGAGAGUACAUGCUCACUGUGUCAAAUUCUGCGGGCAGUAAAACCGUUGCUCUACACGUCACUGUGUUGGAUCUACCAGGACCACCAGUUGGACCCAUCAAUAUUUUGGAGGUUACCCCCGAUCACAUGAUGAUACAAUGGCGGGCACCUAAAGACGACGGUGGUACACCCAUCACCAAUUAUGUGGUUGAAAAGAAAGAUGUCAAGAAGCCAUGGGAACCCUGGUCCGUUGUUAGCUCAAGUGGCAUCAGCACAAAGGCCAAGGUGACACGGUUGGAGAAAGGCCGCGAGUACAUCGUCAGGGUCCGAGCAGAAAACAAGAUUGGCAUUGGAGCUGGGCUUGAAAGUCCCCCAACGAUUGCAAAGCACUUGUUUAACCCUCCUGGUCCUCCAGGGUUCCCCGAGUGCUCUGAUAUCACAGAAAAUGCAGUUACAGUGGAAUGGGCCCUUCCUGACUAUGAUGGAGGAAGCCCUAUCAGUGGGUAUGUGAUUGAACGCAGAGAGAUGACAGGAAAAUGGAUUCGUGUCAACAAAACUCCUGUGCUGGACCUACGAUACAGAGUCUCUGGUCUGUUUGAAGGCAACAGCUAUGAAUUCCGAGUGUUUGCUGAGAAUGUUGCUGGUAUCAGUGAGCCUUCACUUACAUCUGACCCGGUCAAAGCUACACGUGCCAUCACCAAACCCGGUCCUCCCGGCAACCCCAAACUUAAAGACUGGAGUAAAUCCUAUGCAGACAUCUGCUGGACCAAACCCACGAGAGACGGAGGCAGCCCAAUCCUAGGCUAUGUUGUUGAGGCUCAGAAGUCAGGAUCUGCCCAGUGGGAUCGAAUCAACAAAGACCUAAUCAAGAUCUGUGCCUACAGAGUCCCUGGUCUCGUUGAAGGAAUGGAGUACAGACUACGUGUCAGAGCUACAAACAUAGUGGGAGACAGUGAACCCAGGGAACUGCCUGAGGCCGUUUUGGCAAAAGACAUCCUGGUGCCUCCUGAAGUUGUGGUUGAUGUCUCUUGCCGUGACUCUGUGACAGUCAGAGCAGGCCAGACAAUCAGUUUGAUUACUAGAGUAAAAGGCAGACCAGAUCCCGAGAUCACGUGGACAAAGGAUGCCAGAGCUGUGUCGCGAGAUAAGCGCACUGAAAUCAAUAGCAUCCACCCCGUCUGUGAGCUGAUUAUUAAUGAUUCAGUCAGGUCAGAUUAUGGAAAGUAUUCCAUUGUUGCCAAGAACAGCAGUGGACAGGCUCAGGCUACUAUUUUGGUCAAUGUCUUAGACACACCAGGACCUUGCCAAAACUUAAAAGUGGCAUAUGUGACAAAGAAAUCUUGCAUGGUCUCCUGGGAAAACCCUGAGGACAACGGAGGCACUGAGAUUACUCAGUAUACCGUUGAAUGCCGUCAGCCAAGCCAAAGAGGGUGGACAGUAGUCUCCAAUGACUGGACCAAGCGUUUGAUAAAAGCUCCUCUUACUGAGGGGUGCGAAUACUUCUUCCGUGUGAGUGCUGAAAAUAAGAUAGGAGUUGGGCCAUCCAUAGAGACAAAGUCACCAGUUUUGGCCGUCGAUCCUAUUGAAAAACCCGGGGAACCCAUUGAUUUCCAUAUAUCUGAGAUUGGAAAGACUUUCUGCUUCUUAAAAUGGAAGAAACCUGAUUAUGAUGGUGGUAGUCGAAAUAUAGGUUAUCAUAUUGAAAAGAAACCAAAGGAAGCUGAAGAGUGGGAGAGAAUUCAUAAGGGUGCAAUCAAGGAGACCUACUUUAUGGCCGAUAGGUGUAUCGAAAAUCAAAUCUACCAGUUCAGAGUCCAGACUAAGAAUGAGGGAGGUGAAAGUAAUUGGGUGACCACAGGAGAAGUACUUGUUAAGGAACAGCUGGUAGAGCCGGAAGUAAAGGUUAAACUCGAGGCAACCCUUGUUGUGAGGGCAGGAGAUUCAAUUGCAAUAGAAGCAGCAGUGAAGGGCAAGCCUCAGCCGGAUGUCAAAUGGACGAAGGAUGAAAGCACAGACGAAAUCAAGAAAGGCCCAAGACUUCAACUCGAAACUGGUGUAGACUUUUCUAAAUUGCUGAUUACAGGUGCUAGACGAACAGACAGUGGCAAAUACAUCAUCACUGCCUCCAAUAGUGCAGGAACCAGCUCCGCUACAGGCACUGUGAAUGUGCUGGACAGGCCUGGUCCCGUAAGGAACCUCAAACCGUCCGAUAUAACAACAGACAGGUGCAGUCUACACUGGGAUGUUCCUGAAGAUGAUGGUGGUUGUGAUAUAUACAACUACAUUAUUGAAAAAUGUGAGACCAAGAGAGGGGUCUGGUCUGUUCAUUCUAAUGCCGUUAUCACCAAUAAGGCGAAAGUAACCCGACUAAUUGAGGGUAAUGAGUACAUCUUCAGGGUUCGUGCAGAGAAUAAAAUGGGUCCUGGACCAGCAGUUCAAACUGAGUCUAUAGUUGCCGGCACCCAGUUCAAUGUCCCUGAUGCCCCCGAAUCACCAGAAGUAACAAAGAUCAGCAAAGAGGAGAUGACAGUACAAUGGUCAGAGCCUGAGAAGGAUGGUGGGAAACCAAUCUUGGGUUAUCUUUUGGAAAAGAGAGAAGAGCAUGCUGUUAGGUGGUCGCCUGUCAACAAAGAUCCAAUCCCUGCAACUCGUUUCACAGUCACUGGACUGUUGCCUCUCCAUGAUUACCAGUACAGAGUUAAGGCUGUCAAUGAAAUCGGCGUUGGUGCUCCGAGCAAGGCUUCUCGUGCAAUCACUGCAAAGGAUGCAGUGGAGCCUCCUGCACCACCUACCAACCUAAAGGUUGUGGACAGUACAAAAUCAACAGUUACCCUGGGUUGGACCAAGCCUGUGUCUGACGGGGGAGCUCCUCUCAUUGGAUAUGUUGUGGAGAUGAGAGCACAGGGCAGUGCAAAGAAAGGAGAUGAUGGCUGGAGGAGAUGCAAUGUAGCGGCACAACUUAUUGUGUGCGAGUUUACAGUCACAAGCCUUGAUCAUAAUCUAGUGUAUGAAUUCAGAGUGUCAGCCCAAAACCAGGUGGGCAUGAGCCUGCCCUGUGACCUAGAGGGCGCCGUGAUUCCAAGGGAGAUUCUAGAGGCACCAGAGAUCGACUUGGAUGCCAACCUGAAGCAGGGCCUGACAGUUCGCGCUGGUUGUCCCAUUAGACUUUGUGCCACUAUUAGAGGCAGACCACAUCCUACAGUCACUUGGAGGAGAAUGGGUAUCGAUAAUGUGGUUAGGAAGGGCAAAGUGGACAUCAUAGACACAAUGACCUUCCUGGUCAUUCCUGAUAGCACCCGUGAUGACUCUGGAAAAUACUGCCUGACUCUACAGAGCCCUGCAGGAGAAAAGGCUGUGUUUGUCAACGUCAGGGUUCUAGAUACCCCUGGACCUGUAAUGAAUCUUGAAGCUACAGACAUUAAGCAGACUUCAGUCAUGUUAACCUGGAAUCCUCCAGAAAACAACGGCGGCAGUGAGGUGAUACACUACAUCGUUGAAAAGCGAGAGAUCGACCGCAAGACAUGGGCAACUGUUAAGACUGAACUUCAGCCGGAUAAGAUUCCUGUCAAAGUCAGCGGUCUGACACCUGGCACUGAAUAUUACUUCAGAGUCACUGCUGUCAAUGAGUACGGCUCUGGUGUUCCUAAAGUCACGCCUACUUCCUACCUGGCAUCUGAUCCUGUCAGCAAGCCAGACCCUUGUCAGAAGAUUGAAGUGUUAGAAAUAACCAAGAACAGUGCGAUGAUUGGCUGGACGAAGCCUGAAAGAGAUGGAGGAGCCAAAAUUGAUGGUUAUGUUAUUGAAUAUAUUGAAGUGAAACCUCCACCAGAGCCACCAGCCCCUGUUAAGUUAGCCGAAGGUGAGGAAGCUCUUCCACUGCCUCCGCCACCCCCAGUUGUGGAGGAAGAAGAGGAAGAUGAAGGUGAAAAAGAAGUCUGGAACGCUUACACCACAGUUAAAGGUUUAACAGUCAGCAUCAGUGGUCUGAAGGAGGGCAAGAGGUACAAGUUCAGAGUGGCUGCCAAGAACAUCAUGGGCAUGAGUUCAUUCACUGAAACAAGAGAGCCAACUGAAAUCAAGGAACAGAUGGUGGAGCCAAAGAUUGUUAUGCCAGAAACCGCUAGUGCUAGAGCUGGAGCCAAGCUCAGAGUGGAGGCGCUAGUUUCAGGAAAACCUGUUCCCACAUGCAAGUGGACACGUGGUGAGAAAGCAGUGGUCCCAUCCAGCCGUUUAGCUGUGCACCAAUCUGGCAACCUAUGCGUCCUUAUCAUCAAAGAUGUUACAAGGAAUGACAGUGGAGAAUACAGUCUUAUUGCGGAAAACAGUACUGGACAAGUUUCCCAAGGAAUAAAGAUUGUAAUUCGAGACAUCCCUGGUCCUCCUGAAGGCCCUGUGGAAAUCAGUGACAUUGACUCUGAUGCUUGUUCCCUGUCCUGGAACAAACCUCUCGAGGAUGGUGGCAGCAAUAUUACAAACUAUGUUAUUGAGAAGUGUGACGUGACCAGAGGCGACUGGGUGACAGCGCUCUCCUCAUGCGCUAAGACUAGUUGCAGACUUGGGAAACUUAUUCCUGGAAAGGAAUUUGUUUUCCGCAUCCGUGCUGAAAACCGGUUCGGUGUGUCAGACCCUCUUCAGUCAGAAAGGAUGGUUGCAAAGUUCCCCUUUGAUGUACCAAGCGAGCCACUAAACUGUCGUGUUAACAAGACCAACAAAGACUGUAUGUUUGUUGCGUGGGAUAAACCAGAGACAGAUGGGGGCAGUCCCAUCACAGGGUACUACAUCGAACGUAAAGAGAGGAACAGCCUUCUUUGGGUGAAGGCAAAUGACACGGUGGUCCGGACCACUGAAUACCCCUGUGCGGGUCUCAUUGAAGGCCUGGAGUAUACCUUCAGAGUUUCAGCCAUUAACCGUGCUGGUCAGGGCAAACCGAGCAAGAAGACAGACUUUGUCACUGCAAGAACACCCGUUGACACUCCAGGUAAACCUGAAGUACUAGAUGUAACCAAGAACUCUGUCAGUUUGGUUUGGACCCGUCCUAAAAAUGAUGGAGGAAGCAAGAUCAUAGGUUAUUAUGUUGAGGCUAUGCGCGUGCCAGGAGACACCUGGAUACGUUGCAAUACCAGCAGUCAGAACGUCCCCAGGGAGGAGUACACCGUGACAGGACUGGAAAGAGACCUUCAGUACCAGUUCAGAGUCACAGCUAAAACUGCAGUGAACAUGAGCAAGCCCUCAGAACCUACUGACCCAAUCCUGGUCUGUGCUGAGAAUGUUCCACCAAGGAUUGAACUUAAUGCCAAGAUGCAAAAAGCUCUAAUGGUCAAGGCUGGAGCCACAAUCCUGUUGGAAGCAGAGGUGUUUGGUAAACCAAUGCCAAGAGUCACUUGGAAAAUAGGUGAUCAUACCCUGAAGUCAGGGGAAGGCCAGGUCAUUAAACAGCAGAGACAUCACUUCCAGGUAGAGAUACCUGACUGCACCAAAGAGCACACAGGAACCUAUACAGUGCUGGCAGAGAAUGCAAGUGGCUCUAAGACUGCAGAGAUCAUGGUCAAUGUACUGGACGUGCCCGGGCCCCCUGCCUGUGCUAAAUAUGAAGAGGUGUUAGCCUCCAGCAUUAAGCUGUCUUGGCAGCCUCCUCUAAAGGAUGGCGGCUCUCCUAUCAGCAACUACAUCGUGGACAAGCGUGAAACUAGCAGAACCAACUGGGCCCAAGUUUCAGCGAAGAUAAAGGGGGACAUACUGGAAUUUACUGUGGAGAAAUUAAUUGAGGGUCGUGAAUAUCAGUUCCGAAUUCGCGGUGAAAAUGCGUGGGGAGUCGGAGACCCAUUUAUCACCAAUCCAGUCAUUGCCAAGAACCCUUUCAAUGUGCCUGGUCCAUGUGAAGCCCCUGUGAUCACCAAUGUUACCAAAGACGGCAUGACUGUGAGCUGGAAGGAACCUGCGGAUGAUGGAAAGUCCCCUAUUCUGGGCUAUGUGUUAGAAAAGAAGGAGACUAAGGAGAUGAAAUGGAACAAGGUGAACAGAAAACCGCUAACAGAGCGGACUCUAGAAGUAACAGGUCUGACAGAGGGUGUUGAGUAUGACUUCAGAGUUACUGCGGUGAACAUAGCUGGGCUAGGGAAACCAAGUGAACCCUCUGCAAGCACCACUGCACAGAACCCUAUCACUCCUCCCGGACCUGUCAUAAACCCCAAUGUCACAGAUACCUCCAACAGCACAAUCAGUCUAACCUGGUCUGCGCCAGCUAAUGAUGGUGGAAGUCCCAUUAUCGGAUACUUGGUGGAAUGCAAGAGAAGCAACACCUCUGACUGGAUCCGCUGCAAUGUCCCCAGGAACCUGCAGGACACCAGCUACAUCAUUCAGAACCUUAUUGACAAAGCAGAAUACCAAUGUCGCAUAACUGCUGUUAAUAAAGUAGGAUUUGGUGAGCCAGCAGAAAUCCCAGGCAAACACGUUGCAAAGGAUAUUAUAGUUGCUCCUGAAGCUGAGCUGAGUGCUGAGCUGAAGGAGGUCCUGGAGCUAAAUGCUGGCACAAACAUGAGGCUGUAUGCUACCAUCAAGGGCCGCCCUACUCCCAAGGUCACCUGGGCAAAGAUGAACACCAACAUUAAGGACCGUCAGGGCAUCGUCAUUAAAUCUAGCAGCACUGACACAAUGGUUAUGGUGGAGAAGGUCAACAGAUAUGAUGCUGGAAAAUACAUUCUGUCUCUAGACAGCCUGGCUGGCAUGAAGAUGUACACCAUUGUUGUCAAAGUUUUUGAUACGCCCGGACCACCAGUCAACUUGAUAGUGAAAGAGACAUCCAAAGACAGCGCUUACAUCCUCUGGGAUGCCCCUCUCAUUGAUGGCGGUUUUGAUAUUACCCACUACAUAGUGGAGAAACGGGACACUGAAAGAAAGGCCUGGUCUGUUGUCUCCAACAACUGCACCAAGACUUCCUUUAAGGUCCCAGACCUGGAUGCCGGGCGGUCCUACUGCUUCAGAGUAUCAGCCGUCAACCAGCUCGGUACCGGAGAAACGUGUGAAACAGCCGAUGCUGUCAGAGCAACAGAGGAGCCUGGACCUGUAAUGGACUUCAAAACAUUACUGGUGACCAAAGACUCGUGUACUCUCAGCUGGAAAAAGCCCCUCACUGACGGUGGCAGUCGCAUCAUCUGCUAUGUACUUGAGGUUCUUAAUGGCGAUGACAAAUACAAGGAGCUUAUGAGGUCCAAGAACAUGCAGUACAGUGCCAAGGACCUUGUGGAGGGUAGAGAGUAUACAUAUCGGGUCAAAGCAGUCAAUGAUUCAGGAGAAAGUUCUGCCAAGGAGCUCACUGUUAUUGCUAAGGACCAAAUUAUUCCUCCAAGUUGUGAUUUAAGAGAGUUACCCAACAUGUGCUACAUUGCCAAAGAAGGCAGCACAGUACGUCUGAAGAUUCCAGUAGGUGGCAAGCCGACUCCCAAGGUCUCCUGGAAAAAGGGAGAUGAUGAAGAUUUGACAGACACUGGCAGAGUCUGUGCUGAGUCAUCUGCAGUCAACACCACCCUCCUAAUCAGGGACUGCCAGAGAACGGAUGCCUCCAAGUACACCAUCACCUUGAGAAAUAGUGGUGGCACCAAAGAGUCCACGAUCUUCAUCAGGGUGGUUGGUAAACCUGGCAUCCCUGUUGGACCAAUAAAAUUCAAAGAUGUUACCGCUGAUGGUGCUACACUUAAGUGGGGUGUUCCUAAGGAUGAUGGUGGCUCAGAGAUUACCAACUACAUCCUUGAAAAAAGGGACUCCGUCACCAACAUGUGGGUGAACGUUUCUUCCACAGUGGAGACCAAUUCAAUGAGAGUGACAGGCCUCCAUGAGGGCACGGAAUACAUAUUUAGAGUCAGUGCAGAGAACAAAUAUGGUGUUGGAGAGGGACUAAAGUCUGAGCCUGUGGUUGCAAAACAUCCUUUCAAUGUACCUGAUGCACCACCUCCUCCUCAGAUCAUGAGUAUGCGGCAUGAUUCUGCAUAUCUAGCCUGGUCUGACCCCAGAAAGACAGGAGGAUCUCCCAUUACAGGCUACCAUGUUGAGUUCAAGGAGAGGAACAGUAUGUUAUGGAAAAGGGCAAGUCCGUCUGCCUUAAAGAUGAAGGAACACAAGGUCACUGGACUAACUGAAGGAUUGGAGUAUGAGUUUAGAGUAAUGGCUAUCAACCUGGCUGGAAUCGGCAGGCCGAGUGCUCCAACUGAUCCGCAAGUGGCCCUAGAUCCCAUAGAUGCACCUGGUAAACCGGAUGUAAUCAGCAUUACUAGGAGCAGUGUGACCCUCCAAUGGACUGAACCUCAAUUUGACGGUGGACACAGGUUGACAGGAUACAUUGUAGAGAAACGGGAUUUGCCUUCAAAGAUCUGGGUAAAAGCCAACAAUGUGAAUGUUGUGGAACCUGCAUUUACUGUUGCUGAUCUCCAAGAGGGCUGCAAGUAUGAGUUCAGGAUCAGGGCUAAAAAUGCUGCUGGUGCCCUCAGUCCACCAUCUGAGCAGACAGAUACCAUUUUGUGUACAGACGAAUAUGCUGCACCAACCAUUACUAUUGAUGCUCACGUAAAGGAAGGUCUGACUGUCAGGGCUGGUGAUACGAUUGUUGUCACUGCAACAAGCAUUAUAGGAAAACCUGCACCAACAUCCUGCUGGUCAAAGGGAGGGAAAUACUUCAAACCCUCUGACCUUGUUCAAAUUGAAACCACUCAAACAUCAUCAACUUUGUCUGUAAAAUAUGCCAGCAGAAAGGAUUCUGGAGAAUAUAUCAUCACAGCCACCAAUCCAUUUGGUGUAAAGGAGGAAACCGUCAAGGUCAAAGUUCUAGAUGUCCCUAGUGCUCCUGGACCCAUUGAAUGCAGUGGUGUAUCCUCUGAAAAGGUGACUCUUACCUGGACAGCCCCUGCUGAAGAUGGAGGGUCAUCUAUCAAAUAUUACACCCUGGAGAAGAGGGAAACUAGUCGUUUGCUCUGGACAGUCCUCGAAGAGAAGGUCAUUGACUGCCACUAUGUGGCUAACAAACUCAUCCAGGGUAAUGAGUAUUUCUUCAGAGUCUCUGCCGUAAACCAGUACGGUGCAAGUGAGCCAUCUCACUCUGAAGCUGUCAAGAUGGUCGACAGAUUUGGUCCCCCUGGUCCACCAUCUAGACCAGAAGUAGAGAAAGUUGAUGGACAUUCAGUUACUUUGACCUGGAGAAGACCAGCUGAAGAUGGAGGAAGUGACAUUAUUGGUUAUAGUAUUGAGAAGAAGGAAAAGAAAGCGAUGCGUUGGGUUAGAGCAUCCAAGAAGUCGAUUGCAGAGCUCAGUUAUGAAGUCACGGGUCUCACUGAGGGUGUUGAGUAUGAGUUUCGUGUUCUGGCUGAGAACAAAGCUGGUUUUGGAGAGCCAAGUGAAGCAUCUAUGGCUAUCAAAACAAUAGUUGCAGCCUUUGUUCCAGGACCGCCAGUCAAUCCAAGAGUUACCGACACAACUAAAACUACUGCUACGCUGAACUGGGGGAAACCUCUGGACAAUGGUGGACUUGAAGUCACUGGAUAUGUAAUUGAGCACAGAAAGGAUGGAAUAGAAGAAUGGAUUAAGGAUACCCCGUCGUCUCCUCUCCGAAUCACAGAGUUUGUUGUUCCGGGCUUGGAAACUGGUGCUAAGUACCAUUUCAGAAUUAGUGCUGUAAAUGCCAAGGGAUCAGGUGAACCCGCUGAAACGCAGGAAUUGGUUGCAAUUGUAGAACAUGCUGCUGAACCUGAUCUAGAAUUGGAUGUUGAGCUGAGAAGGACCCUUGUUGUCAGAGCUGGUUGUUCGAUUCGUCUCUUUGUGCCUAUCAAGGGUCGUCCUGCUCCUACAGUCAAUUGGAGUAAAGAGGGUGGCCCUGUUCCACGUGCAGUCAUUGAUAGCACUGAAUCUUUCUCAAUGCUACUUAUUCCAGAGAGUUCACGAAUCGAUGCUGGCAAAUAUGAGAUUACCCUUGAAAACUCAGCUGGUAAGAAAAGUGCUGAUAUUCAUGUUAGAGUUUUGGAUUCACCUGGACCUCCUCUUAACCUCAAACCAGUAAAGAUUGACAAAGACAGUAUCACGCUUCAAUGGGAUAUGCCUCUAAUUGAUGGAGGAGCCAAAAUCACAAAUUACAUAAUUGAGAAAAGGGAGUCAACACGCAAGGCGUUUGCUACUGCAAUUACAAAGUGCCCAACAACAUCAGUUAGAAUUAGCGACUUGGGUGAGGGCUGCGAAUACUACUUCAGAGUUUCUGCUGAGAAUGAGUUUGGCAUUGGGGAGGCAGUUGAAACCUCUGAUCCAAUUCGUGCAUCCCAAGCGCCUACUCCUCCAGAAAGCAUUAUUUCUACUGACAUCACAAAGAACUCAGUAAGCCUAGUAUGGACCAAACCCAAACAUGAUGGUGGAAGCAGAAUUUCUGGAUAUGUUCUAGAAGCCAAAAAGAAGGGAACAGACCAGUGGGCACAUGUUUCAACAGUGAAAACCUUGGACUUCACUGUGAAGAAUCUCAAUGAAAAUGAGGAGUAUAUUUUCCAUGUCAUGGCUGUUAAUCAAUCUGGCAGAAGUGCUCCUCGUGAGAGCAAACCCAUUGUUAUCAAAGAUUCAACAUCUCUACCUGAGUUUGACUUACGUGGUGUUUGUCAGAAAACUGUUAUUGCAAAAGCAGGGGAUGACAUUAAGGUUGAAAUCCCAGUCAUGGGACGUCCAAGGCCAACAGUUUCUUGGCAGAAGAAUGGAGCAGCCCUAAAACUCACACAGAGAAUCAAUGUAGAAUCUACUCCAGCUACUGUUAUCAUCAGCAUAAGUGACUGCAGUAGAGCUGAUAGUGGUGUUUACACAAUGACAGGGAAGAAUAUUGUUGGAACUACGACAGACAACAUAAUCAUCAAAGUACACGAUAUACCUGGACCACCAAAAGGACCAGUAAAGAUUGUGGAAAUAGCUCGCACCUAUUGUGUCUUUUCUUGGGAAGCUCCUGAUAAUGAUGGGGGUAUUCCAAUUACCAACUAUGUUGUUGAAAUUAGAGACACCACCUCCCAGACAUGGACUGAACUGUCAUCCACUGUCAUUCGUACAGUGUUCAAAGCCAUAAGGUUAACCACUGGAUCAGAGUACCAGUUUAGAAUAAAAGCUAAAAACAGAUAUGGUGUUGGACCUCCCAUCACAUCAGAGGCUGUAGUGGCUGCCUAUCCAUUCAAAGUACCCGGACCACCAGGAACUCCUAGUGUAGUUGCAUUCACCAAAGACUCAAUAACAAUUGGUUGGAAUGAACCUGUCUCUGAUGGUGGAAAUGAAAUAAUUGGAUAUCAUGUUGAAAGGAAGGAAAGGAGCAGCAUAAUAUGGCAUAAGAUCAGCAAUAGUCUUGUGAAAGGCAAUGUUUUUAAGUCAACAGGACUUGAAGAUGGAGUUGCUUAUGAAUUCCGUGUCUUGGCUGAAAACAUGGCAGGAAUUGGUAAACCCAGUAAAGCCUCUGAGGCAAUACUGGCCUUGGACCCUGUGGAUCCCCCAGGUCAGCCUGUUCCAAUUUUUGUGAACAACAAUGCCAUCACUGUUCAGUGGACAAAGCCUGCCUAUGAUGGUGGCUUUAAGAUUACUGGUUACACAGUGGAAAAGAGAGAAUUGCCUGCUGGUCGUUGGAUGAGAGCAAACUUUAUCAACAUUAUUGAGACAGCAUUCACAGUGAGUGGACUGACUCAGGACACCUCAUAUGAGUUCCGGGUAAUAGCUAGAAACUCAGCAGGAGCAGUAAGCAUACCAUCUGAACCAUCUGACUCAAUUAUUUGCAAAGAUGACAUAAUAGAGCCACGCAUUAUGGUUGAUGCCAUCUUCAAGGACACUGUUCUUCUUAAGGCAGGAGAGUCCUUUAAGCUUGAAGCUGAUAUUGCUGGUCAGCCAAUCCCAUCUAUGACUUGGACAAAGGAUGGAAAGGAGGUUGAGAACACAAUGAAGCGAGAGGUUAGGUUUACUGAACUAGCAACAGUUCUGACCAACAAGGACUCUGUUAGAGCAGAUGGAGGUGAAUUUGUUUUGACUGCCACUAAUGUUGGUGGAUUUGCAAAACAUGUCUUCAAUGUUAAAGUGCUUGAUAGACCUGGACCACCAGUUGGACCCCUAAAAGUGUCUGAUGUAACUGCAGACAACUGUGUACUAACCUGGGCCCCACCAACAGAUGAUGGUGGUGCAAAGAUCGAAGGAUAUGUAGUUGAGAAACGUGAAUCAAGUAGACUGGUUUGGACCAAUGUUAUUUCAGGGCUGCAGGUUACACAACACAAGGUAACCAAGCUUCUCAAAGGGAAUGAAUACAUAUUUAGAGUAAUGGCUGUAAACAAAUAUGGCCUUGGGGAAUCUCUGGAAUCAGAACCCACUAUUGCGGACAACCCAUAUGUGAAACCUGACCCUCCAGAAAAUCCUGAAGUGACAGCUAUUACUAAAGAUUCAAUGAUUGUAAUGUGGCAAGCACCUAAGAGUGAUGGUGGAACUCCAAUCACCAACUACAGUAUUGAAAGGAAAGACAGAGCUGGCCUCAGAUGGGUGAAAUGUAAUAUGAGAAAAGUCAAAGACCUGCAGUUCAAGGCAACUGGGCUUACUCCAGGACAUGAAUAUGAAUUUAGAAUAUUUGCUGAGAAUGCUGCUGGAGUGAGCAUAGCAAGUGUGCCCACUCUAUUUUACAGAGCUACUGAUGGGCUGUACAAGCCAGGCCCUCCAUGCAACCCCAGAAUUUUGGAUACUACCAAAUCUUCAAUUACUGUUGCCUGGAACAAACCCGUAUAUAAUGGUGGCUCUGAUAUAACUGGUUACAUUGUUGAGACAUGCAUCCCAUCUGAAAAAGAGGAAGAGGAGGAAUGGACCAUAGCAACACCUAAGGAAGGUCUCCUCGCAACUUCAUUUACCAUUACUAAUCUGAAAGAAAACCAGGAAUAUAAGAUUAAUAUUUCUGCCAUUAAUAGUGAAGGAGUUGGAGAGGCAGCAACUGUUCCAGGAAAUCCCAAAGCUGAGGACAGAUUGCUACCUCCUGAAAUAGAUUUAGAUGCUGAGCUCCGCAAAGUGGUCAGUCUGAGGGCUUGCUGCACACUUAGACUGUUUGUCCCAAUAAGAGGCAGACCAGCACCUCAGGCUAUGUGGUCUAAAGGUGAAGGUGAAGCUGUAGAGAGGGCAACAAUUGACAGCACAUCUUCAUACACAUCACUUGUAAUUGAAAAUGUCAAUAGAUUUGACAGUGGAAAAUAUAACCUCACCAUUGAAAACUCAUCUGGCUCCAAAACAGUUACAGUUCAAGUCAGGGUUCUUGAUACACCAAGUGCCCCACAGAAUCUAAAAAUUACAUCUGUCACAAAGGAAGCUGUCUCUUUAACAUGGGACCCCCCAGUGAAUGAUGGAGGGGUCAAGAUUAAGAAUUAUAUAGUUGAAAAACGUGAGUCAACAAGAAAGGCAUAUGCCACAGUUAACUCCAACUGCCAUACUACCUCCUUCACAGUUGACCAGCUGCUAGAGGGGUGCAAUUAUUACUUUAGAGUCCUGGCUGAAAAUGAAUAUGGUAUUGGGUUGCCAAUUGAAAUGACUGAAUCAGUUAAAGUGUCAGAGAAGCCACAGCCACCUGGUAAAAUCACACUGAAAGAUGUCACCAAAAACAGUGUUACCCUAUCUUGGGAAAAGCCAGAACAUGAUGGGGGUAGCAGAAUUGGCUGUUAUGUUGUUGAGAUUCAGCCUAAAGGUGUGGAUAAGUGGACACAGGCUAUGAUAGUUAAAGACACAGAAGCAACUAUCAGUGGACUUAAUGCUGGUGAAGAGUAUAUGUUCCGUGUAGCAGCGAAGAAUGAGAAAGGAACCAGUGAACCUCGUCAAAUAGGUGUCCCUGUGAUAGUCAAAGAUCUCAUCAUUGCACCAGUUGCUAAAAUGCUGUUCAACACAUUCAGUGUGCUGGCAGGAGAAGAAUUGACAGUGGAGGUUCCAUAUGUGGCACGUCCAAAAGCAGCCGUUACUUGGAUGAAAGAUGGUCAGGGGCUGAAGAGAACUACCAGAGUCAACUUUGGGGCAACAGACACAAUGCUGAACCUUAACAUUAAAGAGGCCGCUAAAGAUGAUGUUGGCAGAUACAGUAUUACUCUUAGCAAUACAGCAGGGGAGACAACAAUAAAUAUUGGCAUUGUGGUUCUGGACAAACCUGGCCAGCCAAGGGGGCCUGUCAAAGUGGAGGAGGUCACUUCUGAUAGUAUUACAAUCUCCUGGAAUCCACCAGAGUAUGACGGUGGAUGUACCAUUAAAAACUACAUUGUGGAAAAAAGAGACACAUCCACAACCAAUUGGGUGGUAGUAUCUCAAAACAUUGCAAGAACACAAAUUAAGGCUGGCAGGUUGAAGACUGGCUCUGAGUAUCAGUUUAGGAUUGUUGCCGAAAACAGGUAUGGAAAGAGCCCAGCUCUUUCCUCUGAAAGUAUUGUUGCUCAGUAUCCGUACAAGCUCCCAGGACCACCAGGAACACCAAAAAUUGCAGCCUGCUCUAAGGACAGCAUGGUUGUAAUCUGGAAUGAACCUGUAAAUGAUGGCGGAAGUAAUAUCUUAGGUUACCAUCUUGAACGCAAAGAGAGAAACAGCAUCUUAUGGGUCAAACUUAACAAGUCUCUCAUAACGGAUCAAACUUUCAAGACCACAGGUCUGGAACCAGGAAUGGAGUAUGAAUUCCGAGUUUAUGCUGAAAACAUUGUAGGAAUAGGUAAAGCAAGCAAAGUAUCUGAAGGACAUAUUGCAAGAGAUCCUUGUGAUCCUCCAGGCACUCCAGAAGCAACAAAGAUCACUAAAGACUCCAUAACCAUUGUUUGGACAAAGCCUGAAUAUGACGGUGGUGCAAAGGUAACUGGUUACAUUGUUGAAAAGAAGGAGCUUCCUGAGGGUCGUUGGUUAAAGGCAAAUUUCACAAAUGUCAUUGAGACUGAAUAUGUUGCAACUGGACUUGUGCAGGAUAAAGAAUAUGAGUUUCGGGUUAUUGCCAGAAAUGCGGCUGGUGUCUUUAGUCUUCCUUCAUACAGCACUGGCCCUAUUACCGCCAGGGAUGAGAUUGAACCACCACGGAUCAGCAUUGAUCCUGAAUACACACAGACGCUUGUGGUUAAUGCUGGAGAAAACUUCAAAAUUGAUGCUGAUGUUCAUGGAAAGCCGUUGCCUUCUAUUCACUGGCUGAGGGGAGAACAGGAACUCAGCAACACUAUUCAUAGAGAAAUUAAGAACACACCGACUAAAGCUUUCAUGUUUGUAAAGGAAUCUAAACUUUCAGAUGGAGGCCAAUACACACUGUUGCUAAGAAAUCCAGGAGGAGAGAAAGCUACUCAAAUCAAUGUUGUCAUUCUUGAUAAACCUGGGGAACCACAAGGGCCUCUUGUUGUUACAGGAGUAACCAAAGACCAUUGUUCUCUUGCAUGGAAACCACCAAUUCAAGAUGGUGGUAGCAAAAUAUCUCACUAUAUCGUUGAGAGAAGAGAGACAAGCCGGCUUGUUUGGACUGUUGUUGAUCCAAAAGUACAAAAUAUUUGUCUCAAAGUAAAUAAGCUUCUUGAAGGAGAUGAAUAUAUCUUCAGAGUUCAUGCCGUUAAUCAGUUUGGAGUGGGUGCACCACUUGAGUCUGCUCCUGUUAUAAUUAAAGAUCCAUAUGUUCUACCUGGAACACCAAAAAAUCUGGAAGUUUCAGAUGUUAAAAAGGAUUCAAUGGUGCUCAGCUGGGAAGCUCCUUCUGAGGAUGGUGGAUGUCCAAUUACUGGAUACAUAAUUGAGAAGCAUGACAAAGAAGGAGUGAGAUGGACAAGAUGCAACAGGCAAACAGUUACAGAUCUGACUUUUAAAGUAACUGGACUCUUGGAAAGUCAUAUUUAUGAAUUCAGAGUUGCUGCUGAAAAUUCAGUGGGCAUUGGUGAGCCAAGCACCCCAACUGUUUUCUACAAAGCUCUUGAUCCCAUCUUCCGACCAGGCCCACCACAAAACCCCAAGGUCACUGACACAACAAAGUCAUCAGUAUUUCUGUCAUGGGGGAAGCCUGUAUGUGAUGGAGGCUGUGAAAUUCAGUCAUACAUUGUUGAGUGUAGCAUUGCUACAGAGCCAGUGGUGCAACCUGAUGCCCCAGAUGAAUCAGUCUCUGCCACCGAUGUAUCUGCUGAGGAAUGGAUAAUUUGCACUCCCCCAACAGGUGUAAAGACAACUAAAUUUGAAGUAAAAAAUUUGAAGGAAAACCAGGCAUACAAAUUUAGAGUGUGUGCCAUAAACAAGGUAGGAGUGGGUGAACAUGCAGAUGUCUCUGGAGCUGUGGUUGCGCAGGAUAGGACAGAGGAACCAGAUCUUGACAUUGACCCAGAACUUAGAAAGAUUGUGACCAUCAAAGCUGGUGCUUCCCUUAGACUAUUUAUCCCCAUUAAAGGAAGACCCACUCCUACUAUUAAGUGGGACAAAGAUGAAGCACCCCUCAAAGAGACUGCUCAGGUUGAAAUAACCAGCAGUUAUACAUCACUUGUUAUUGAUAAAAUGAGCAGAAAUGACAGUGGAAAAUAUACAGUUACUGCUCAGAACUCCAGUGGAACCAAGUCUGCAUUUGUUGUUGUCCGUGUCCUAGAUACACCCAGUGCCCCUGUUGAUCUUAAAGUAGAGGAGAUUACAAACCAGUCAGUAACACUGGCAUGGAAGCCACCUCUUUUAGAUGGUGGGUCCAAAAUCAAGAAUUACAUUAUUGAAAAGAGAGAAAGCACUCGUAAAACGUAUGCAGCUGCUGUAACAAAUUGUCAUACUCUUUCCUGUAAGAUUGAAUCCCUCCAAGAAGGCUGUAGUUACUACUUCAGAGUCCUUGCUGAAAAUACUUUUGGUGUUGGCCUACCAGCAUCAACAGUAGACCCUCUUAAGGUUUCAGAAGUGCCCCAAUCUCCAAGGAAUUUGAUUGUUACAGAUCAGACAAAAACAAGCAUCUCCUUGGCAUGGGAGAGGCCAGAAUAUGAUGGUGGGAGCAGAGUUCAAAAAUACCUGCUUGAAGUAAAGUUGAAGGGCCAGGAUAAAUGGUCUGCUGUAAACACAUUUAAGACAAUGGAAACUACAGUGUCCAAACUGAACCCAGGAAAUGAAUAUCUCUUUCAAGUUACUGCAAUCAACGACAAAGGAAAGAGUGACCCAAGGGUUCUUGCUGGUCCAGUGAUGACCAAGGAUCUAGUCUUUGAGCCAGAUAUCCGUCCUGCAUUCAGCAGUUACAGUGUUCAUGUUGGUAAAGACAUGAACAUUGAUAUUCCCAUCUUUGGACGCCCUAAACCAACAAUUGUAUGGACCAAGGAUGGAGCCCCUUUGAAGUUUACCACCAGAGUCAAUAUUCACAAUACAUCCACACAUACAACUUUAAGCAUUAAGGAGGCAGCAAGUGAUGAUAUUGGUAUGUAUACCAUAACUGCCACUAACUCAGCAGGAAAGAAAGAAAGUGCAAUCGAAAUAAUUGUACUUGACAAACCUGGUCCUCCAUCUGGUCCAGUGAGAUUUGAUGAAAUCACAACGCAAAGUGUAACAAUUUCAUGGGACCCACCGAAAUACAUUGGUGGAUGCAAAAUCUCAAACUACAUUGUACAAAAAAGAGAUACUAAUGCAACAACAUGGGAGAAUGUGAGCAGUAACUGUGCUAGAACAACCAUCAAAGUUUCUAGACUAAAGACUGGAGCUGAGUACCAGUUCAGGAUUAUUGCACAGAACCGCUAUGGAAAGAGUCAAGGUCUAGAUUCAUCAGCAGUAGUGGCUCAAUAUCCUUACAGAGAACCAGGCCCACCAGGUACUCCCUUUAUCACUUCUCUCUCCAGAGACCACCAAAUUGUUGAGUGGCAUGAGCCUAUAACAGAUGGAGGUAGUCCUGUUUUGGGUUACCAUCUCGAAAGGAAGGAGAGAAAUAGUAUUCUCUGGGUCAAGAUUAACAAGACACUUAUUCAUGGAACUACUUUCAAGAGUCAUCCUUUGGACGAGGGUAUCGAAUAUGAAUAUAGGGUUUAUGCUGAAAAUAUUGUUGGUAUCGGCAGAAGCAGUAAGAUUUCAGAGGGCUGCUUUGCUCGUGACCCAUGUGAUCCCCCUGGCACACCAGAGGCCAUCCAUGUGACCAAAGAUAGUAUUGUUAUUCAGUGGACUAAACCUGAAUAUGAUGGAGGCAGUAAUAUCACCGGCUACCUUAUAGAAAAACGAGAUCUGCCAGAAGGCAGGUGGGUGAGGGCAAACUUUACAAAUGUGAUAGAGACCCAAUUUACUGCUACUGGUCUUACUGAAAAUGCACAGUAUGACUUUAGAGUUUUUGCUAAAAAUGCUGUUGGGACAGUCAGCAAGCCAUCAUACAACAGUGGACCUAUCAUAGCAAGUGACAAUGUUGAGGCCCCUAAGUACUCAAUCGAUCCUGCCUUUACCAAAACUGUUAUAAUAAAUGCUGGAGAGACAUUCAAGUUGGAUGCAGAUGUCCAUGGUAAGCCACUACCUUCAAUCCAGUGGUUUAAGGAUGAUAAGCCUAUUGAGAAUACAAUCAGGCUAGAGAUCAAAAACACAGAAAACCAUUCAAUGAUCAUGGUCAAGGACUGUGUUAGAGUUGAUGGUGGAACUUACACCCUUCUGCUGACCAAUGGAGCUGGCAGUGAAACUGUUCCAUUUAAGGUUUUGGUCCUGGAUAAGCCUAGUCCAUGUGAAGGACCUCUCCAUGUCACUGGAGUAGCUGAGGACAGAUGCACACUGGCAUGGCGGGCACCAUUACAUGAUGGAGGUAGUGCUGUUACACAUUAUAUCAUUGAGAGGAGAGAGACAAGUCGUCUAGCUUGGACUCUUGUUUCUAACACUUGUAACACCACAUGCUACAAAGUUACCAAAUUACUGGAGAGCAAUGAGUAUAUCUUUCGGGUAAUGGCAGUUAACCAUCAUGGAGUCAGUGAGGCACUUGAGUCUGAUGCAGUUACUAUGAGGAAUCCAUUCAUUCCACCUGGUUCACCUCACAUUGAAGAUGUAUCCAACAUUGCCCAUGAUGGCAUGACUAUAACUUGGUCUGCUCCUGAAACUGAUGGUGGCAGUGAGAUUAUCAGUUAUAUAAUUGAAAAGAAGGACAGAGCUGGAAUCAAGUGGACCAGAUGUAACAGACAAAAAGUUACUGAUCUAUCAUACAGAGUUACAGGCCUAACCACAGGCCAUGAGUACGAAUUCAGGGUAUCUGCUGAAAAUAUUGUAGGAAUAGGAGAACCAAGCCUUCCAAGUUCAUAUUACAAGGCAUCUGACCCGAAGUACAAACCUGGUGCUCCAACAUAUCUUAAUGUAAUUGACUCCACAAAAACCUCCAUUACAGUUUCUUGGGGAAAGCCUUUGACUGAUGGAGGUAGUGCCAUUCAAGGCUACAUUGUUGAAGUAUGCCAAGCUGAAAAGGAAGAAUGGGCAAUGGUUACCCCCCCUACUGGCCUACGUGUUAACAAGUAUGAGAUUCCCAAACUUACUGAGGGCCAGGAGUACAAAAUUCAAGUUUGUGCAUUGAACAAAAUGGGAGUUGGUGAACCAGUUGUUCUUUCUGGAACAGCGAAACCAGAGGAAAGGACAGAUCCACCACAAAUCCAUCUUGAUUCUGAGCUGAGAAAAGGCGUCACAAUAAAAGCUGGUGGAUCUGUAAGAAUUUAUGUUCCUUUUAAGGGAAGGCCAAUACCAGAAAUUAAAUGGACAAAGGAUGAUGGAGAUCUUUCUGAGAAGGCUGUGGUUGAGAAAGCAGUGAAUUUCACGCAACUCUCUAUUGACUGUUGUGACAGACAUGACUCAGGAAAAUACACCUUAAGCUUAACCAAUAGCAGUGGCUGUGUCUCUGAAUUUGUUUCUGUAAAAGUGCUGGACACACCUGGGUCCCCACAGAACCUUGUUGUUAAAGAUAUCAGAAAGGAUUCUGUUACUCUUGUAUGGGACGCACCAGUGAUUGAUGGAGGUUCAAAAAUCAAGAAUUAUGUCAUUGAUAAGCGUGAAUCGACCAGGAAAGCAUAUGCAAAUGUUUCAACAAAAUGCACCAAGACAACAUUUAAGGUUGAAAAUUUAAUUGAAGGAGCUAUGUACUACUUCAGAGUCAUGGCUGAGAAUGAAUAUGGAAUAGGUCAGGCUGUAGAAACAAAAACUGCUUCAAAGGCGUCUGAAGUACCACUCCCUGUUGGAAAAGUUUUCCUUACAGAUGUCACCAAAAACAGUGCCACUCUGGCCUGGGAGAAACCUGAACAUGAUGGUGGCAGCAGGAUUGGUGGCUACCUCAUUGAGAUGCAGCCUAAAGGCACAGAUAAGUGGGGAGUUGCAGCAAACCCAAAGACUUGUGAGGGAACUGUUGUAGGCCUAACGGCAGGAACAGAAUACUUGUUCAGGAUCAUUGCAUACAAUGAGAAAGGAAAGAGUGAGCCAAAGGCACUUGCUGCUCCAGUGAUUGCAAAUGACAUGACCAUAGAACCAAGCAUCAAGAUGCAAUUUAAUACUUACAGUGUGUUAGCUGGAAAAGAUCUUAAACUGGAGUUCCCUGUACUCGGCAGGCCCAAACCAAAAGUCAGCUGGACAAAGGAUGGCCAGGCUUUAAAAGUGACAUCAAGAGUUAAUGUUUUUAACACUCCAUUAACAACCGGAAUUCAGAUUACGGAGGCCUGCAAAGAUGACUUUGGCAAAUAUUCUCUUACUGCAACAAGCACUGUCAGCACCAUCACAGAAGAUAUAACUAUUAUUAUCCUGGACAAGCCUGGUCCACCAAAGGGUCCAGUCAAAGUGGUGGAAGUGAGCAACACUUUUGUCCAUCUGUCAUGGGAGCCCCCAGUUUACACUGGUGGUUGUCAAGUUAAGAACUAUAUUGUGGAAAAGAGAGAUACCACCACCCAAACCUGGCAGACAGUUGUUACACAGCUAGCCAGAACAGCUUUCAAGGUAACAAAGUUAAAGACUGGUGCCGAAUAUCAGUUUAGAAUCAUAGCUGAAAACAGAUAUGGAAAGAGUGCGGCACUUGACUCCAAGGCUAUUGUAGUACAGUAUCCUUACAAACCCCCAGGGCCUCCUGGAACACCACGUGUUAAAUCUGCAACUAAGGAAAUGAUGAUCAUUGAAUGGAAUGAGCCAGUCACUGAUGGUGGAAGUGCAAUUAUUGGUUACCAUCUAGAAAGUAAAGAGAGAAGUAGUAUCCUCUGGAACAAGCUAAACAAGACUCGUAUUACAGAUACUCAGUUCAAGACCUGCAAUCUUGAGGAGGGGAUUGGUUAUGAAUUCAGAGUGUAUGCUGAAAAUAUUGUUGGUAUUGGCCGCUGCAGUAAGGUCUCAGAGUCCUUUGUUGCCCGUGAUCCAUGUGAUCCUCCUGGUGCUCCAGAAGCUGUAUCUAUUAGUAAAAAUCAAAUAAAAAUUCAGUGGACCAAACCUCAGUAUGAUGGUGGUAGUAAAGUUAAUGGAUACAUUGUAGAGUUUAAAGAUCUCUCUUCACCUGAGGAUCGCUGGAUAAGAUCCAACUUUACUAACAUAAUUGAGACUGAGUAUACAGUUACUGGUCUGACAGAGAAUGCGCAGUAUGAAUUCAGAGUUAUUGCAAGGAAUGCUGCCGGAGUCUUCAGUGAACCAUCAGACAGCUCUGGACCUAUAACUGUAACUGAUGAAAUUGAAGCACCAAGGGCCUCAAUGGACCCCAAAUACAAGGAUAUAAUUGUUGUUAAUGCUGGGGAGACUUUGAUUUUUGAUGCAGACAUUUAUGGCUCUCCACAACCUGAGGUCGUCUGGCUUAAAGAGGGCAAAGAAAUGGAGAAAGCUAGGCGCAUUGAAGUUAAAACUACACAGAAACGUUCGGCUAUGACCAUAAAGGAUGUUACUAAACUGGAUAGUGGUCAUUAUGACCUUGUUCUCAAAAAUCUUGGUGGUACAAAAACCUUCCCCAUCACUGUUAAAGUCCUUGACAAACCAGGACCACCCUUUGGACCCAUUAAAGUGACUGGAGUCAUGGCUGACAGAUGCAUUCUGUCCUGGUCUGAACCAGCUCUGGAUGGUGGAGCUAGUAUCAGCCACUAUGUUUUGGAGAAGAGAGAAACGAGCAGGUUGUCCUGGACCAUAGCUGCACAAAAUGUAAAAAGCCUGUACCAUAAAGUCACAAAUUUACUUCCAGGAAAUGAGUACAUUUUCAGAGUAAGGGCAGUCAACAAAUUUGGUGCUGGUGAUUAUCUUCAGAGUGAACCUAUUAUUGCACGCAAUCCAUACAAACCACCAAGUGCUCCUGGAACCCCCGAAGCAAGUCAAAUCACAAGGGACUCCAUGGUUCUAUCUUGGACAGCUCCAGAAAACAAUGGUGGAGUUGACAUUCAAGGCUAUCACCUUGAAAAACGUGACAAAGAUAGUGUGAGAUGGACAAAAUGCAACAGGCAAAUUUUGAAAGACACACACUUCAAGGUCACUGGUCUUAUGCCCGAUCACUUUUAUGAGUUCCGCGUUGCUGCUGAGAAUGAGACUGGAAUAGGGGACCUGAGCGAACUGUCCCUUUUCUAUAGAGCAUGUGAUGCCACAACACCGCCUGGACCUCCACGCCACCCAAAAGUGACAGAUUACACAAAGUCUUCUGUGUGUCUUUCCUGGGGAAAACCUGACUUUGACGGUGGAGCAUACAUCAAGGGAUACAUUGUUGAAAUGAGAGAGUAUACACCACAACCUGAAUUAACUGAGGAAGCAGAAGUUGCACCAGCAAUAGAGGCACCCGUUGAAAAAGAAUGGACCAUGUGUACGCCACCUACAGGUAUACAAGUCACUAAAAUCACCAUCACAGAUCUUAAGGAGGGUGGAGAAUAUCAGUUCCGUGUCUGUGCCAUCAACUCAGAAGGAGUUGGGGAGGCAGCUAAUGUUUAUGGCACAGUUGUAACCUCUGACAGAGCAGAUGCACCAGAGAUGGAGUUGGAUGCUGACCUAAGAAAGGUGGUGUCUGUCCGGGCUGGUGGAACACUACGUUUGUUUGUACCCAUUAGAGGGAGACCUAACCCAUCUGUGAAAUGGGAGAAACUUGAGAGUACUCUAACAGACCGUGCUGCAAUCGAUACUACUUCUUCAUACACCAUGCUUGUAAUUGACAAUGUAAACCGCUUUGACAGUGGGAAAUAUUCGUUAACAUUGGAGAACACCAGUGGCACAAAAUCGGCUGUCAUUUCAGUACGAGUGCUUGACACACCAAGUGCACCACAAAAUUUUGCUGUUAAGGAGCUCAAGAAGGAUUCAGUCACUCUGGCCUGGGAUACACCAGUUAACGAUGGCGGUGCAAAAAUUACAAAUUACAUUGUGGAAAAGAGGGAGUCAGUGAGGAAGGCCUACACAACUGUGACUAGCAACUGCAUUGCAAACUCAUUCAAAAUUGAAGACCUGCCUGAGGGCGGAAAAUUCUACUUCAGAGUCUGUGCCGUCAAUGCGUAUGGUCAGGGGCAGACAGUUGAAACCAAAGAGAUCAAAGUAUCUGAAGUGCCUCAACCACCAAACAAGAUCUCUCUUGUGGAUGUAACAAAGACCAGUGUAUCCCUUGCCUGGGAGAAACCUACUCAUGAUGGUGGAAGCAAAGUCAUGUGCUACAAUGUAGAAUUCAAACCUAAGCAUGGUGACAAAUGGGGCACAGCAUGCACAGUCAAAGUACCAGAAGCAACUAUUCCAAAUCUGAAUCCCAAUGAAGCAUAUCUGUUCAGAGUUGUUGCAAUCAAUGAGAUGGGAAAAAGUGAGCCAAAGGAUCUUGGACUGCCUGUGGUUGCAAAAGAUAUUGCAAUAGAACCAUCAGUACAUUUAUUGUUUACAACAUAUAGUGUCAAGGCUGGGGAUGAUCUCACACUUGAAGUUCCCAUAAGAGGCAGGCCAAAGCCUGUUGUAUCAUGGAAGAAGGAUACCCUUCCAUUGAAGCAAACUUCAUCAGUAACAAUCAUUAAUACAGCAACCUCAUCUAAAAUCAUUUUUAAAGGAGCUAACAAAGAACAUGUUGGAAAAUAUGAAAUCACCUUGGCCAACACUGCUGGAACUGUAACAGCUAGUAUUGGAGUUGUUGUCCUAGACAAGCCAGGUCGACCUAAAGGUAUUAAGGUUGAUGCCGUUACUUCAGAUAGUAUUACACUAUCCUGGUCCCCACCAGAAUAUGAUGGUGGUUGCUCCAUCAGCAACUAUAUUGUUGAGAAGAGAGAUACAAACACACAAGAGUGGCAAAUGGUAGCAAGUAAUGUGGCUAGAACAUCAUUCAAAGCUGGUCGCCUAACGCAAGGGGCAGAGUAUCAAUUCCGCAUCUAUGCAGUUAACCGUUAUGGAAAGAGCAGCUCUCUUGAUUCUCCUGGAAUUACUGCUCAAUAUAACUUCAAACAGCCUGGACCUCCUUCAACGCCUAUUGUAAAACUGGCUACCAAGUCAUACAUGUUGGUGACCUGGAAUGAGCCAGUCACUGAUGGGGGAAGUCCUGUUCUAGGCUAUCAUUUGGAGAGGAAGGAACGUUCAAGCAUUCUUUGGACAAAGAUGAACAGAGGAAUGAUCAAAGACACAGAAUACAAAGUCAAUGGUAUUGAAGAGGGAAUGCUCUAUGAAUACCGUGUAUAUGCAGAAAAUAUUGCUGGUAUUGGUAAAUGCAGCAAGGCCUGUGAGGCUGUUGCAGCGAGAGAUCCCUGUGAUCCUCCAGGCACACCCGUGGUUACUGCUAUUACAAGAACAUCUGUAUCUUUGUCUUGGGAAAAACCAGAGUAUGAUGGCGGCUCAAAGGUUUCCGGAUACAUUAUUGAACGAAGGGACCUCCCUGAAGGUAGAUGGACAAGGUGUAACUUCACCAAUGUGCCAGAGACCCACUACAAUGCUACCGGCCUCACAGAAAACAGCCAAUAUGAUUUCCGUGUCAUUGCUAAGAAUGCAGCUGGACAGUUCAGUAUGCCAUCAUACAACACAGGCCCUAUUACUGUUAAAGAUGACGUAGAUCCACCACGCAUCAUGAUGGAUGUCAAGUUUAGAGAGACUGUGUUUGUGAAGGCGGGAGAAACUCUAAAGAUCAAUGCUGACCUUGCUGGACGUCCUGCCCCUGUCGUCUGCUGGACAAAAGAUGGCAAAGAGAUUGAGUUAAGAGCAAGGAUUCAGAUUGUUACCACAGAUACAAGCACUUCUGUCGUUGUAAAGGACUGUAUCAGGAGAGAUUCUGGACAGUAUUUGCUAACUCUACAGAACAUUGGUGGAAUAGUCACUAUGCCAAUAAACUGUGUGAUAAUUGAUAAACCAGCUCCCCCUGCAGGCCCUCUUCAGAUCACUGGUCUUACAGCUGAGGAGUGCACUUUGUCAUGGGGUCCUUCUCAAGAAACUGGUGGUGCUAAUAUCACACAUUAUGUUGUUGAGAAGCGUGAGACCAGUCGUUUGGCAUGGACAUUAGUUAAGGGUGAUGUCACAAAAACCUACUUUAAGGUCACAGGUCUACUUAAGGGCAAUGAAUAUAUCUUUAGAGUUCUAGCGGUUAACAAGCAUGGAGUUGGCGAGGCUCUUGAAAGUGAGGCUAUAAAAAUAACUGAUCCAUACACAAUUCCAGCUGCCCCAGUUGGUGUUGAUGUGACCUACAUAACAGGAGAUUCAAUGACCCUCACCUGGUGUAAGCCAGCCAGUGAUGGAGGCAGUCCCAUCAUUGGAUAUGUAGUUGAGCGGCGUGAGAAGACUGGCAUGCGAUGGGUCCGUGUGAACAGAGCUCUAGUUGAGGAGGUUACCUUGGUGGUGACAAAACUUCGCAAGGGUUGUGAGUAUGACUUCAGAGUCUAUGCUGAAAAUGCAGCUGGCCUGAGUCCUGCCAGUGAUCCAUCUGCAACCUUCAGAGCACUAGAUCCUCUGGUUGUUCCCUCUCGUCCAACCAAACCAAAGAUUAUAGAUUCAACCAAAGACACUGUCUCUAUCCUUUGGAAACCACCAACAAAUGAUGGUGGUACAGCCAUCUUAGGAUAUAGUGUGGAAUACAGAGAAUUUAUUCCUAAACCAGAGCCAGAAGAUGAGGAGGAAGAUGAAGAGGAAUAUGAGGAGGAAGAGGCACCUGAAUCGCCUGAAGAACUAGCCAGAUGGGUUGAGGCAAUUCCUCUUACCAAAAGCUUGGAAUUCACAGUCACGGGACUAAAGACAGAUGUAGAGUAUGAAUUCUGUGUAAAGGCAAUUAAUAAAAUUGGAAGCAGUGUGCGAAGCCCUUAUUCAGAUCCAGCUGCAGCAGCAGAUAGAACGUCAGAACCGUCUUUCGAUGCUGAUAUUGAGAUGCGUAAGGUUCUUGUAGUAAAACACGGAACAUCUUUUACCCUUAAUGUGCCAUUCAAGGGGAAACCAGCACCAUUGGUUGAAUGGAGCAGAGAAGGUGUAGAUCUAACAGCAAGAGGAAUGAUUGAAUCAACAGAAUCCAGCACAUCACUGACUAUUGAGAAGUCAACUAGGAAUGACUCUGGAGAGUACUGUGUCACUAUUGAAUCACCACUGGGUAAAGCAACUUUGCCAAUGGUGGUAAAAGUGCUCGACUCCCCUGGACCCCCAGUCAAUGUUAAAGUUUCAUCCGUAACCAGGGAUUCUGCAACACUGAUGUGGGAGGCUCCAGAAAACGAUGGUGGUGAUGCAGUAAAAGCCUACCAUGUUGAGAAACGUGAGGCAAGUAAGAAGGCCUGGGUGACUGUAACCAGCAACUGUCAUGCUUUGACCUACAAGGUGGAAGACUUGCAGGAGGGAGCUGUCUAUUACUUCAGAGUUAUAGCAGAAAAUGAAAAUGGAGUGGGUGUACCUCAAGAGGCCAAGGGAGGAACAAAGAUUACAGAGGUACCAAGUCCACCCAUGAAACUUGGAGUUGCAAAUGUUACCAAAGACAGUGUUACACUUGCCUGGACAAGACCAGAAUAUGAUGGUGGAAGCAGAAUCACUGGUUACCUGAUCGAUGCCGUGGAAAAGGGUCAGACCAAGUGGGUGAAGUGUGCAACUGUAAGGAACCUGACUCAUACCAUUAAGAAUCUGAGGGAAGGAGCUGAGUACUUCUUCAGAGUUCGUGCUGAAAACCAUGCUGGACUCAGUGAACCUAAGGAGAUGAUUGUUCCAGUUAUCGUCAAGGAAAUACAGGAGGCUCCAGAGUUUGACUUGAAGAACUAUCCCAAGAAUACAGUUUAUGUAAAAGCGGGAUCUGACCUGACUUUUGAGAUUCCUCUCACUGGCAAGCCCCUGCCAAAGGUGACAGUGUCCAAAAAUAAUGUUCUCAUCAAAGGAUCCAAGAGACUUCUGACUGAAGUAACUCCUGACAGCCUAAUUGUAUCUCUAAAAGAAAGCGUUUCAAGUGACGCAGGCAAAUAUGAAAUCACAGCCUCAAAUGCAGGAGGUACAACCAAGAUCUCGCUUAUUUUCAUCGUUCUGGACAGACCUGGACCUCCAGUUGGUCCAGUUCAGAUAGGAGAGGUCGGAGAGACCUCUGUUUGUCUAAAGUGGGAUUCUCCAGAAUAUGAUGGUGGCAGUCCUGUUACCAACUACAUUGUUCUAAAGCGUGAAACAAGUACUCCUGCUUGGGUAGAGGUGUCAACUAGCAUUGCUAGAAGUGCCAUCAAGGUGACUAAGCUAACCAAGGGAGAAGAGUAUCAGUUCAGAAUCAAGGCUGAGAAUCGCUAUGGUGUGAGCAGCCACAUAGACACUAAACCAGUCAUGAUCAAGCUGCCUUACGUAAUCCCGGGUCCUCCGUCCACCCCGUGGGUUAGCUUUGUUUCCAGAGAGAGUCUGACUGUGUGCUGGAAUGAGCCAGUCAGUGAUGGCGGAAGCCCUGUAAUUGGGUAUCACCUCCAGAUGAAAGAGAGAAGCAGCAUCCUAUGGCAGAAGGUUAAUAAAACCGCCAUACCAAUAAACCAGUGGCGGGUUACAAAUAUCUGUCCGGGUCUCAUCUACGAAUUCAAGGUAGCAGCUGAAAAUGCUGCUGGUAUUGGAAAGAUGAGCAAGACAUCUGAAGAAGUGCUUGCUAUUGAUGCCUGUGAGCCCCCAGCAAAUGUUCGUGUCACAGAAGUCACGAAGAGCUCUGUCACCCUUGCUUGGCAACGCCCACCAUAUGAUGGAGGAAGCAAGAUUACUGGCUAUAGUGUGGAGAGGAGGGAAGCCCCUAAUGGCAGAUGGGUGAAGGCCAACUUUACAAACAUCAUUGAGCUUGGCUUCACUGUAUAUGGACUUAAUCAAGAUGAAUCUUAUGAGUUCAGGGUAUAUGCCAAAAAUGCUGUUGGGUCUGUCAGUAACCCAUCUCUUAUUGCUGGCCCAGUCACCUGUGUUGAUGCAUGUGGUGCCCCAGCAAUUGAUCUUCCUCCUGAGUACCUUGACGUGGUCCAGUAUAAAGCCGGAGUGUCAGUAAAACUAAGCGUAGGAAUUAUUGCGAAGCCUCUGCCAACUAUUGAGUGGCUCAAGGAUGGAAAGGAGCUGGUAACCUCUUCUAAUGUGUCUGUUGAAAGUACAACAGACUCUUCUGCUGUUCUGAUUAAGGAUGCCACUCGCUUUGACACUGGCUCAUAUGAGAUUAAGAUAAAAAAUUCUCUGGGAUCUGCCUCUUCUACAAUCAGGAUUGAAAUACUUGACAAACCUGGACCCCCAGCUGGCCUGAUUAAUUUCAACUCAAUAACAGCAGAUCGGAUAAUCUUCAGCUGGGAGCCUGUUCCAGAGUCUGACCAGGGAGGUUCCAAAGUUACCCACUAUGUUGUCGAGAGGCGGGAGACCAGCAGAGUGGUUUGGUCAACCGUUUCAGAGAGACAUGAGAAAACACACAUUGUAGUUUCAAAGCUGGUGCGUGGAAAUGAAUAUGUCUUCCGAGUAAUGGGAGUUAACAAGUUUGGAGUUGGAGAGCCACUUGAGUCUGACCCUGUCAUUGCUAAGAAUGCCUUUGUAACUCCUGGUCAACCCCGGACUCCAGAAGUGAACACUACUACCAAGUCCACCAUGUUAGUAGAAUGGGACAAACCGGGAGUGGAUGGUGGCAGCCCUGUGACUGGCUACUACUUAGAGAGACGUGAUAAAAAGAGCUCACGCUGGAUUAGAGUGUAUAAAGAUCCCAUCACUGACACCAAACAGAUGGUGUACCACCUGACAGAAGGAAAUGAGUACCAGUAUCGUGUAUGUGCAAUUAACAAAGCUGGUGAGGGGCCGUUUUCUGAGGUAUCGGACUACUAUAAGGCUGCUGACCCAGUUGAUCCACCAGAUGAGCCCUGCAAGCUAAAGGUUGUGGACUCCACAAAGACAUCAAUCACCCUGGGUUGGUCAAAACCAGAAUGGGAUGGAGGUAGUGAGGUUACCAGCUAUAUGCUGGAGAAGCUUGUUGAAGGCGAAGAAGACUGGGCAAUGAUUACUUCCAAGGGCGAGGUUAAGACUACAGAGUACACAGUUCAUGAUCUAAAACCAGAUACAAACUACUUUUUCAGAGUUUCUGCUUUGAACUGUGCUGGCCGAGGAGAACCUUUAGAGAUGACUGAGCCUGUGCAGGCCAAAGAUAUUUUGGAGGAAGCCCAGAUUGACUCAGAUGUUGCCAUGAGAACUCACUACAUUCUGAAGGCAGGAAAAGACGUUGAGCUGACUGUUCCACUGAAGGGCAGACCUGCUCCCAUGGCUUCUUGGAGCAAAGGGGAAGAAUGCAUAGAUCAUAAUCCCAAAUAUGAGUUCCACCACUCAGACACAACAACAGUGCUCAUCAUGCGUGAAGUGACCCGACUUGACACUGGAAAGUACACAGUCAAGAUAGAGAAUGGUGUUGGAGAACCUAAAAUGCUGACUCUGUCUGUGAAGGUACAGGACACCCCAGCUCAGUGCAGGAACCUGGCCAUCAAGGAAGUUACCCGUGGAAAGGUCACACUCUGUUGGGAUCCUCCACUUCUUGAUGGUGGAGCUGAGAUAACAAAUUACAUUGUUGAGAAGAGGGACUCCUCUAAGAGAUCUUACUCUGCAGUAACAAACAAAUGCGUAGACACUACAUACACUAUUGAAGACCUGUCAGAAAAAACAUCCUUCUCCUUCCGUGUCUUAGCAGAGAAUGAGAAUGGUAUUGGUGAUCCAUGUGAAACACAUGAGUCUGUCAAGGCUACAGAAACUCCAGGACCAGUCAAAGAAAUAUCUAUGAAAGAUUCAUCUAAGACUUCUGUGACACUCCAGUGGCUUAAGCCUGAUUACGAUGGAGGCAGCAUCAUCUCUGACUACAUCAUUGAGAAGAAGCUGAAGGACGAGGAGUGGUCAUUGGGAGGAGUCAGCAGACAGUGUGAAUUUGAGGUCAAGAAACUCAAGGAGCACUCAGAUGUGUACUUCAGAGUUGCAGCCAGAAAUGAGAAAGGGCAGGGUGACUUUGUUGAGCAUGGCCCUAUUAAGGUCAUUGACUACAUUAUCACUCCUGAGGCAGACCUUAGAGAGUACCCAGGUGGUAGACUUAACAUCCGUCUUGGUCAUAAUGUACAUAUUGAGUUACCAUACAAAGGCAAGCCAAGACCUGCUGUUCAGUGGUUAAAAGACAGCCUGCCUCUGAAAGAGAGUGACCAAAUUCGCUUCAAGACAACUCAAAGCAAGGCAACUCUAAUGAUUAAGAAUGUGAAGAAGGAGAAUGGGGGUAAAUACACUCUGAGUCUUGACAACAAGGUCAACAGGAAGUCCUUCCAUAUCUUUGUCAAUACUCUUGGACCACCAUCAAAGCCUGUAGGACCCAUCCGCCUGGAUGAAGUCAGAGCUGACAAUAUCAUGAUAUCCUGGGAUGAACCAAAUGAUGACGGUGGAGGAGAAAUUACCUGCUACACAGUGGAGAAACGUGAUGCCACCCAGUCCAACUGGAAGAUGGCUUGCUCCCGUGUCGAAGACACACAAUUCCGGGUCCCUAAUUUGAUCAAGGGCGUUCAAUACCAGUUUAGAGUAUGUGCUGAAAAUCGAUAUGGUGUCAGUGAGCCUCUAAUCUCACAAAUGGUUAUUGCCAAGCACCAGUUCAGGCCCCCAGGCCCACCAGGAAAACCAGUUGUUUACAAUGUGACUAACGAUGGCAUGACGAUCCAGUGGGAGAAACCUAUAUAUGAUGGUGGAACCCCCAUCCAGGGAUACCAUGUGGAGAAAAAGGAAAAGAACAGCAUCAUGUGGCAAAAGGUGAACACAGUCCUGAUCAAAGAAUUGGACUACAGGAUUCUGGAGCUCAUUGAAGGUCUUGAGUACUCUUUUAGAGUUUACGCUCAGAAUGAUGCUGGCUUCAGCCGAAUGAGUGAUGAAAGCAAGCCAACAAUGGCUGUGAGCUCUGUUGACCCCCCUGGCCAGCCUGAUUACACUGAUGUGACCAGUGAUUCAGUCACAUUAAAAUGGGAUGCACCAAAACGUGAUGGCGGUAGCAAGAUUACAAGCUACAGCAUCGAGAAGCGUCAAGGACAUGGUCGCUGGUUCAAAGCCAAUCUGACUGAAGUACAUGACUGUCAGUACACUGUCCCUGGACUGACGACAAAUGAACGUUACGAGUUUAGAGUCAUCGCCAGAAAUGCUAUUGGUGUUGUCAGUCCCCCAUCCAACUCCUCUGGCUUUAUUGCUGUACGAAGUGAAAAUGCUGCUCCAAAUAUUGAGUUUGGCCCGGAGUACUUCGAGGGUUUGACAGUUAAGGCUGGAGAUAACAUUCGAGUAAAAGUGACCGUCACUGGACGCCCAGUUCCUAAAGUUGUCUGGUACAGAGAUGAUGUGGAGAUUACCAAAAAGCUGAUGGACAUUAUUAAUGUUCCCGGAUCCAGCACCCUGUUUGUCCGAGAUGCUGACCGCUCACAUCGUGGCCUCUAUACUGUAGAAGCUACCAAUGGAUCUGGAACCAAAAAGGAGAGCAUUAUAAUCCAAGUCCAGGACACACCAGGGGAGCCGGUAGGACCGAUCACAUUCACAAAUAUUUCAGAGGGCAAGUGCACUCUGUCUUGGAACCCACCAGAGAAUGAUGGCUGCUCUGAGAUUUCACAUUACAUCAUUGAGAAACGGGAGACAGCCAAGAUAUCUUGGGCUUUGGUGUCUGAUGAAUGCAAGGAGUGUACAUUUAAUGCAACCAAACUCAUCAAGUCCAAUGAGUACCAGUUCAGAGUGUCUGCAGUUAACAAGUUUGGUGUUGGCAGGCCUUUGGAAUCCAGUCCCAUCAUUGCACAGUUGCAAUACACAACUCCUGAUGCGCCAGGAACCCCUGAUGCCACUGAGGUGACAGGGGAGAGUAUUACACUGUCUUGGAUCCCGCCAACGUCUGAUGGAGGCAACCCUAUCCAGCACUACAUUCUAGAGAAACGAGAAAAGAAAACUACUCGGUUCUAUAAAGUUAUUACCAAAAAGCCAAUUAUCGAAUGUGCUCACAAGGUGCUUAACCUAGCAGAAGAUGUGGAAUAUGAGUUCAGAGUCAUGGCUGUUAAUGAUGCCGGUGUUGGGGCUCCAAGCAACAUCUCUUUACCAAUCAGGGCUUCUGAGCCUAGAGAUAUCCCAUGUGCUCCAUCGGUGGUUUGUGUGUCAGAUUCUACCAAUACCUCCAUUAGUUUGGAAUGGACAAAACCAGUUGAUGAUGGAGGCAUGGAUAUCCUUGGCUACAUCAUCGAAAUGGUGAAGGGAGAAGAAACUGAGUGGAAGAGGAUAAAUGAGGAACUUGUGUCUGAAACUAACUAUGUGGUGACAGGUCUGCAGACAGGAGCUGAGUACAAGUUCCGUGUUGCAGCUGUUAAUCAUAUAGGCAGAGGUGAAGACAAGGAACUUCCAGAACCUGCCCAGGCUGUUGAGAGGUUAACGGCUCCACAGGUGGACAUUGAUGCCACAUUUAAACAAACACACAUUGUCAAGGCUGGAGGCUCGGUAUGUUUGGGCAUUCACUUCAGAGGAAAGCCCAUCCCUGCUGCUACCUGGGUGAAAGAGGAAGGAGAUUUGAGCGGGAUGUCAGAGAUAACUACUACUGAUGGCUACAGCUCUUUAAGUAUUGAAAAAUGCUCUAGAUAUGACACAGGCAAAUACACAGUUAACCUGGAGAAUUCCAGCGGUAGUAAGGCUGUUACCUUUGUAGUAAAGGUAUUGGAUACACCUGGGCCUCCACAGAAUGUAGCUUUCAAGGAGGUCUCCAGAGGCACCGUCACACUUGUUUGGCAGCCACCUGUCAGUGAUGGAGGUGCUCGUAUUCAUCACUAUAUUGUUGAGAGGCGUGAGGCUAGUCGACGCACAUGGCAGCAGUCUGGUGAUAAAUGCACACAGGGUAUCCUCAAGAUCCAGGACCUGCUCGAGGGUGUGCCUUACUUCUUCAGAGUCUCAGCUGAAAAUCAACAUGGUCUGGGGGAGGCCUUUGAGCUCACUGAACCGGUUAUUGCUACAGCAGAGCCAUCAUCUCCAAAGAGGCUGGAUGUCCUUGAUACCACGGAUACCUCUGUGUCACUAGGCUGGUUGAAGCCAGACCACGAUGGUGGCAGCCGCAUUCAGUGUUACGUCAUAGAAGCUAGACCAAAAGGUGGAGACAAAUGGGUAGUGGUCGGAAGCACCAAGAAUCUUACCUAUGUUAUUGAAAAGCUUAACAAGGGUGAUGAGUAUGACUUCCUUGUAAAGGCUAAAAACGAGGCUGGCUACAGCAAACCAAAGAAAACUCUAGCACCUGUGCUGGUCAAAGAGCCUCAUAUUGAGCCUGCUGCUGACCUGAGUGAGAUACCCAACCAACUUGUCACAUGCAGAUCUGGUAGCACCUUCACCAUUGAUGUUCCUAUUAGUGGCAGACCUGCUCCUAAAGUCUCAUGGAGGUUGGAGGAAAUGAGACUGAAGAACUCUGACAGAGUCACCAUCAAGGUAACAAAGGACAGAGCCAGCAUCUCAGUCAAGGAGGCCAUGAGAGGAGAUGGAGGCAAAUACUACCUCACUCUUGAAAAUGUAACAGCAACGAAGACAUUUACAGUUGAAGUUAACGUCACUGGCAGACCAAGUCCUCCAACUGGACCAAUUGAAAUCUCUUCCAUCACCUCUGAGUCCUGUGUUGUUAACUGGCAACCACCUGAGGAUGAUGGUGGCACUGACAUUACCAACUACAUCGUAGAGAAGCGUGAAUCUGGCUCCACAGCUUGGCAGCUGAUCAACUCCAGUGUGAAGCGAACAUCUCUUCACGUUAGUCACCUAACCAAAUAUAUGCAAUACACAUUCAGGGUCUCAGCUGAGAACAGAUUUGGGGUGAGCAAGCCCACAGAAUCCGAGACGAUUGUUGCAGAACAUCCUUUCUCACCUUCAGGCCCACCAACCAAACCUUCAGUCUUUAACGUCACAGCAAACACAAUGACCCUGAAAUGGGAGGAACCCUACCACGAUGGUGGAAGCAAAGUGACAGGCUAUUGGAUUGAAAAGAAGGAGAGGAACAAUAUAUUAUGGGUUAGAGAGAAUAAUAUCCCAUGCUUUGAAUGCUACUACAAGGUAGAAGGUCUGGUUGAAGGCCUGGAAUACCAGUUCAGGGUUUAUGCCAUGAACAGUGCUGGGCUCAGUAAAGCCAGUGAGGCCUCUAAGGGAGCAGUUGCUCAAAACCCAGUUGAUCCUCCAAGUAAACCAGAAGUCACCAAUGUCACAAGAAGCACUGUCUCCUUGAAAUGGUCAUCUCCUUUGAAUGAUGGUGGCAGUCCUAUUGUUGGCUACAUUAUUGAAAGAAAGCCAUACACUUUGACGGGUGAGGGCCGCUGGCUCAAGUGCAACUACACUAACGUGACGGAUAAUUUCUACACCGUCACUGCCCUGGGAGAAGGAGAGGCCUAUGAAUUUAGGGUGAUUGCAAAAAAUGCCAACCAAGUAUUCAGUACACCGUCGGAAUCCACAGGUUCAGUGCAGUGCAAGACUGAUUUUGAGCCUCCUAAAGCACAUUUGGACAGCAAGCUGCUCUCUGAAACUGUAAUGGUCAGAGCCGGCUCAGACCUGGUUCUGGAUGCUGCAGUCGGGGGUAGACCUGAUCCUAAGGCUUUCUGGUCCAAAGGCAACAGGGAAUUGGAGAUGUGUGAGAAAUAUCACCUGCAGUACACACCCACUAGAGCUAUGGCAAUUAUCAAAUUCUGUGACAGAGAUGAUACUGGAAAAUACAUCCUGACUGCCAGAAAUGUGAGUGGAACCAAGACUGCAGAGGUCAAUGUCAAAGUGCUUGACACACCUGGAGUAUGUGAAGGCAGCAUUGAGAUCAGCAAGAUAACAGAGGAGUCAUGCACAUUGAGCUGGAAGCCUCCUCUUGAGGAUGGUGGGGAUAACAUCACACACUACAUCGUAGAGAGGCGUGACACCAACAGGUUGAACUGGGUGAUCUUGAAUCCUGAGUGCAAGGACCUGACAUGCAACAUCACCCGUCUGUUCAAGAACACAGAGUACUUGUUCAGAGUUCGGGGGGUCAACAAGUAUGGUGCGGGGGUUUACCUCCAGUCAGAGCCAAUGGUGGCCAGAAACACAUUCACUGUGCCCACUCCUCCUGGGGCCCCAGAGAUCCUUGUAUCAGGGAAGGACUUUGCCACAAUUGAGUGGCUAAAACCAGAAAGUGAUGGUGGCAGCCCGAUAACUCAUUAUCUGGUGGAAAGACGUGAGAGGAAGAGUGCCCGCUGGGUAAAGGUGAACAGGGAUGGUGCUCACCUGGACACCAUGCUAAAGGUGGCCGGUUUGACUGAAGGCAACAUCUACCAGUUCAGGGUAACGGCUAUCAAUAAAGCUGGAGAGAGUGAGCCCAGCGAGGUUUCUCUUUACGUCGUCUGCAGAGUUCCAACAAGUACCCCUGCUCCGCCUUCCAUUCCUCGAAUCACUGACACGCAUGCUGACAGCAUCAGCCUGGCAUGGUCUAGACCUGUAGAGGAUGGAGGCGCUGAUGUGAUUGGCUACAUUCUAGAGAUGCAAGAAGCUGGGGCAGAGGACUGGAAAAAGGCCCAUGAGAAGACCCUGCAUGCUACAGAGCAUGUGGUAACCGGACUUUCUUCAGGAAAGAAGUACUCUUUCAGAGUGGCUGGAAUCAACAUUAAUGGAACAGGAGACUUCAGUGAACCAUGUGCUGAGACUGAGCCUGUGGAACGAAUUGAACCUCCUGAUUUUGAGCUCCACGACGACCUCAAAAAGACAAUCUGCCUGCGUGCCGGUGGCUCUCUUCGUCUAUUUGUGAACAUAACAGGUCGUCCUGCCCCAGCUGUAACAUGGAGCAAACCUGGUGUUGACCUCCAUAACAGAGGCUUCAUCGAAGUCACCAGAAAAUCAACCACUCUCAUCAUUGACAAGGUGCACCGCUAUGAUGCUGGGAAGUACACACUGGUAGCUGAGAAUUCUGCUGGAAAACAGGAAGUCAGUAUUCUUGUCAAGGUUUAUGAUACACCUGGACCAACUGGGCCAAUCAAGAUCAAUGAGCUCACAAAAGACUCCACCAUCAUCUCCUGGGAGGCCCCAUCUGUUGAUGGUGGUGCUCCUGUUAAUAACUAUAUCAUCGAGAGGCGUGAAGCCUCCAUGAGAGCCUACAAAACAGUAACCUCCAAGUGCAGUAAGACCUCCUAUAAGAUUGAUAACCUCAUGGAGGGCAUGCUUUACUACUUCCGCGUCCUCCCAGAAAACAUAUAUGGAAUCGGUGAGCCCUGUGAGACUCCAGACGUCAUCCUGGUCUGUGAAGUUCCUCUUCCACCGCAUAAAUUCGAGGUGAUAGACGUCACUAAGAGCACAGUCACUCUGUCCUGGGAGAAGCCGGAGCACGAUGGUGGCAGCAGAUUGACUGGUUACAUGAUUGAAGCUUGCAAGUUUGGUACUGACAAAUGGAUGAAGGUGGCAACACUGAAACUAACAGACUUUGAGCACACCGUAGAGAAGUUAAAUGAGAAAGAGCAAUACCUGUUCAGGAUUAAAGCUAUCAACAGCAGAGGAGCCAGUGAGCCCCAAGAACUUGUUGCUGCGGUCACUGUCCAGGAACAAAGAGUGAUGCCUGAAGUAGAUUUGUCCAGCAUUCCCCAGAAAGUUGUCAAUGUUUUGGCGGGUAAGACGUUGGAACUGGACCUUCCAAUCAUCGGCAGGCCUCCUCCUGUCUCCUCCUGGUAUUUUGCGGACAACAAGAUAAAGAUAACAGAUCGUGUGAAGGUCAAGAGCACUGGCAAGUUCUCCAAGCUGACUGUGUCCAACACAACAAUUGAUGACAGUGGUGACUACACACUCGAAGUCAAGAAUGCUGUUGGAGUCGUCACAGAGGUCAUAAAGGUCGUCAUUCUCUCCAAACCCGAUGAACCAAAUGGACCCAUACGGUUUGAUGAGAUUGAUGCCACCACUGUCACCUGCAGCUGGGAGCCUCCAGUCAGAGAUGGUGGAGCUCCUAUCAGUGGCUAUUUAGUAGAACAGCGUGAUGCUCACAGACCAGGCUGGGUGACUGUCUCUGACUCUGUAAGCAGACCAUUGUUCAGGUUUGAGAACCUAAUUGAAGGAGAUGAGUACGUCUUCCGCGUAGCUGCCAUUAAUCGCUAUGGAACCGGGGAGUUCCUGCAGUCUGAGAUUGUCACUUGCAAGAGCUUGAAGAAUGUGCCUGGUCCUCCUGGUCGUCCAAUCACCUUUGAUGUGUCUCGUGAUGGAAUGACUGUGGCUUGGGAGCAACCAGAUGAAGAUGGUGGUCUUGAGGUUUCUGGUUACAUCAUUGAGCGCAAAGAGGUCAGGGCUGACCGGUGGGUGCGGGCAAAUAAGAACCCAGUCACUAUGACCAGGUACAGGUCCACUGGGCUGAUUGAAGGCCUGGAGUAUGAACAUAGAGUCACAGCCAUUAAUGCAAGAGGCCUGAGCAAACCUAGUCUUCCAUCUAAACCAGCAGUAGCAACAGAUCCCAUUGAUCCUCCUGGCUGUCCUCAAAACCCAAGGCUCACAGACACUACCAAGUCAUCUGUGUCGCUUGCUUGGAGCCCACCUGAUGAGGAGGGAGAUGCUAGGGUGGAUGGUUAUUUGAUUGAGAUGCAGAAGGUCGGCUCUGUCGCUUGGAUCAAGUGCAACACAACUCCAUCUCUGAUCUGCGAGUACACACUGACCAACAUGCCGCAAGGAGAGGAAUUUAAGUUCCGUGUAAUGGCUUGUAACGCUGGAGGUUCCGGAGAACCUGCAGAAGUACCAGGAACGGUUAAAGUGACUGAAAGGCUUGAAUCUCCUGACUAUGAACUGGAGUUGAAAUAUAAAGAUGUGUACAUUGUCCGUUAUGGAGGAGUGGUUAGACUCUCUGUGCCGAUAAAAGGCAAACCCCUCCCAACCUGCAAGUGGUCUAAGGAUACUGGAGCUAUCUCCACAAAGGCUAUGAUUGCCUCCAGUGAGGACUCCAGUGAAUUGGUAAUCAAGGGAGCAGAGAGGAGUGACUCUGGUCUAUACGAGCUACUGCUGGAGAACAAAGUAGGCAAGAAGAAAGCCCAAAUUAAGGUCAAGAUCAUUGGCCGCCCAAGUGCUCCAGAGGGACCAUUGGUGUUUGAAGAAAUCCAAGCCAAUUCUGUCAAGGUCUCUUGGAAGCCACCCAGCGAUGAUGGUGGCUCAGAGAUCCUUGGUUACAUUGUAGAGAGGCGUGAAGCAGCCAGGAAUGCCUGGUACACGGUGGACUCUAGGGUAACAGAGACUCAGCUGGUCGUUAAGGGUUUAAAAGAGGGAACAGAGUACCACUUCAAAGUCACUGCUGAAAACUCCUUUGGCAUCAGUGCAUCUCUUAAAUCUGAGCAACCACUGGUACCGAAGACUCCUCUCUGUCCCCCUGAGCCUUCAAGUGUCCCUCCAGAGAUCAUGGAUGUCACCAAAAGCUCAGUGGCACUGGCCUGGUCCAGACCAAAGGAUGAUGGAGGUUCUGCAAUCACUGGCUAUUUUGUGGAGUUAAAGGAGGUGUCCACUGAGACCUGGGUCCGCCAUGAGACCAAGAUCAGCUCCACCAUGUUUACGCUACAUGGACUUACCCCUGAUACAGACUAUCAAUUCCGCAUUGUAGCAGUCAACGAUAUAGGUGAAAGCGAGGCUGGAUCAGCAUCCGAUCCCGUCACCUGCAAAGAUCCAUUUGACAAACCAAGCCAACCAGGAGAGAUCGACACAGUAAAUGUGACAAACAAUUUUAUCACCAUUCGCUGGCAACCUCCAGAAUGUGACGGAGGGAAAGAAGUCCUGGGCUACUGGGUGGAAUACAGAAAGUCAAUUGAGAGUUCCUGGAAGAAGUGCAAUAAACAGAGAAUUAAGGAGCAGGAAUUUACCAUGACAGGACUGGCUGAGGCCACAGAAUACGAGUUCAGAGUCUUUGCUGAGAAUGAGACAGGAAUGAGUAGACCUCGUAGGACUGCCACAUGCAUCAAGACUAAACUGAUCUCUGAAAGUAAACCAAGCCUCAGGAAGGAAAUGGAUGAGGUCACUACCAAGCUUGGCCAGCCUGCUGUUAUGAAAUGCCAGAUUGUUGGCCGACCUGUACCUGAUAUAAAGUGGUACCAUUGUGGCAAAGAGAUCGUAGAGUCACGCAAGUACGAGAUGAGCUCUGAUGGCCGCAACCACUCCCUGUCUAUCAUGACAGACCAGCAGGAAGACGAAGGGGAAUACACCUGCAAGGCCAUUAAUGAAGCAGGAGAAGCUGAGACUACUGGUGUUCUAGUGCUGGAGGCUGCUCCAUCCUUCCACCCAGAUUACCCACUGAAAGAAACCUAUUAUGCCGGACUUGGAACAACUCUUCGCAUCCAUGCCGUUUAUAUUGGCCGUCCUCAGCCAAAGAUUAUGUGGCUGCUUGGGGCUAAAACGCUGGAAAACACAGAGGAUAUUAGCAUUGAGACCACUGAGCAUUACACACACCUGAUUGUAAAGAAUGUCCAGCGCAGAGUCCAUGGAGGCAAAUAUAGGAUUAGACUGCAUAACCACUUUGGCAGGGCUGACACGGCCUUCAAUGUUGAAAUUUAUGACAAACCUGAUAUACCUCAGGGACCCAUUGUCCUGGAGGCCCUCCUUAAGAAUUCUGUCAUCAUCAGCUGGAAACCUCCCAAAGAUGAUGGAGGCUGUAUGAUCACCAACUAUAUUGUGGAAAAGAGAGAAGACAAGGAGGGCACCGAGUGGGAACUGGUGUCUUCCUCCAUUAACAGCACAUCCUGUCGGGUGCCCAACCUGAUUGACAGUGCUGGAUACUUUUUCCGUGUUUAUGCUCAGAAUCGAUAUGGCAACAGUGAGCCACUAGAGCUCACCAACCCCAUCUUGAUUAAGAGCCAACUGGAGAAACCAUCACCACCACUGUCACCAGUCGUGUCUGGUAUCACUAAGGACUCAUGUGUGCUUUCUUGGAAACCUCCAGUAAGUGAUGGUGGAUCUAAGAUAAAAAGCUACCGUGUUGAAAAGAAACAUAAGAAGGAUAAAAAGGAAUGGACUGAUUGGACUCCAGUUACCACAGAUGAGAUCAAACAAACAGUGUUCUCUGUCAAGCGCCUGACAGAAGGCGUUGAAUAUGUCUUCCGUGUCAAGUGUGAAAACCUAGGUGGAGAAAGUGACUACAGCGAAGAGACGGCUCCCAUCAUCCCAGCAACUGCUGUAGAUGUACGCGCACCUGCCUUCAAGGAGGAGCUGAGGAACAUGAGUGUCAAGUACAAGAGCAAUGCUACCCUGGUCUGCAAGAUCACAGGACAACCUAAACCUGUAAUUAAAUGGUUCAGACGAGGAAAGGAGAUCCAUUCAGAUGGCAAGAAGAUCAAAAUCCAGGAAUUUAAGGGAGGAUAUCACCAGCUGGUUAUCACUGAGGCUGAUGAGGAAGACUCUACUGUUUAUCAGAUCAGAGCCACCAACCAAGGAGGCUCGAUAUGUGCCACAGUCUCUCUAGAUGUUGAAAUCCCUGCCAAGAUUCAUCUGCCAAAGAACCUAAAGGACAAGGAAGCAAUCCCAGCUCUGCGUGGGGAAGUGGUCAAUAUUAAGAUUCCUUUCAGUGGUAAACCAGAUCCUGUCAUCACUUGGCAAAAGGGACAAGAUCUUAUUGACAGCAAUGGCCAUUACCAGGUGAUUGUCACUAGAUCCUUCACCUCUUUGGUGUUCGCCAAUGGAGUAGAAAAGAAAGACGCUGGCUUUUACAUCGUCUGUGCCAAGAACAGAUUUGGCAUUGAUCAACAAACCGUGGAGUUGGAUGUUGCUGAUGUGCCCGAUCCACCUCGUGGUGUCAAAGCCAGUGAUGUGUCAAGAGAUUCUGUCACACUCAACUGGGUGGCUCCAGCCAAUGAUGGUGGCAGCAGGGUUAUAAGUUAUAUCAUUGAAAAAUGUCCAACUACUGCUGAGCGGUGGGAACGUGUUGCACAGUCCCGUGACACCCACUACACAGUGAUUAAUUUGUUUGGUGGUACAAGCUAUCAGUUCAGAGUUAUUGCAGAGAACAAGUUUGGACAGAGUGCCCCAUCUGAGAGCAGUGGACCCGUUAUGACCAAAGAAGACAAAUCCAGAGUUCUGCUUUAUGACAGGGAAGUUGAUGACACUGACCGAGUCCGCAAAGGCAAAGCCCCACACUCUGACACCAAGAAUCUGCACAACAAAUAUUCCAUUGCAGAGGAACUGGGCAGAGGCCAAUUUGGCAUUGUUCAUCGCUGCGUUGACAUCAGCUCUGAGAAGACAUACAUGGCCAAAUUUGUGAAAGUUAGAGGUGCUGAUCAAGCAAUAAUUAAAAAAGAAAUUGCAACAAUCAAUUUGGCCAAGCACUUUAACUUCCUCCUCCUUCAUGAGUCCUUUGAAAGCCCAGAAGAGCUGGUGCUGAUCUAUGACUUCAUCUCUGGCCAAGACAUCUUUGAGCACCUUAAUACAGCAGAGUUUGAGCUCAAUGAACGGGAGGUUGUUAACUAUAUUAGGCAGAUUUGUUCAGCUCUGGAAUACCUGCAUUCUGAGAGAUAUGGACACUUUGAUAUCAGACCUGAGAACAUUGUAUACACAACGAGAACCAGCUCAACUGUCAAGAUCAUUGAAUUGGGGCAGUCUAGACAUCUGACUCCAGGAGAACAAAUCAAAAUUCAAUACACUACUGCAGAGUACGCUGCCCCCGAGAUCCACCAGUGUGACAUGGUUAGCACAGUUACUGACAUGUGGUCAGUAGGUGUCCUUACAUAUGUGCUUCUAAGUGGACUUAAUCCAUUCACAGCUGAAACCAACCAACAAAUGAUUGAUAACAUUUCAAACGCAGCCUAUGGCUAUGAUGAUGAGUCCUUCAAGCAAGUCAGCGUAGAAGCCUUAGACUUCAUUGACCGUCUGAUGACAAAGGACCGUAAGCACCGUAUGACUGCAGCUGAGGCUCUGGUGCAUCCUUGGCUGACAAAACCUGCAGAAGAGAUCAGUGCCAGGGCACUUCCAACAGGCAGACACAAGAGAUACUACCAGGCAAUUGUCAAGAAGGAAUGGAGCACAGUAGUUUCUGCUGCCCGUGUUGCCAGCGGUGGCUCCAUCCGGCCCCAGCGUGGUGUUUUUGUGUCUAAAGUCAACAUUGCUCCAUUUGAACAUGGCCCCGUUGCGGGCCAGCUAAGCCAUGCCAUGGUCAGUGAAGGAGAUAGUGUGAAGUUCAUCUGCAACAUUGAGAAUUAUGACAGCACCACAGAAGUUACAUGGUAUUGUGGUGUGAGGCAACUUGAGACCGGAGAAAAGUAUGAAAUUGAGUAUGAGGACGGAGUUGCUGUAAUAACCAUUAACAAGAUCGUUAGAGCAGAUGACGGUACAUACAGAUGCAAGGUUGUGAAUGAGUAUGGUGAGGAUAGCGCUUAUGCAGAGCUAUUUGUCAGUGGGGUUCGAUCUUACCGUGACUUCUUCACUACUCGUGUGAUAAGAAGGACAAAGCGAAGAGUGGACACAGCCCGAAUGCUUCAGAAGCCACCAGAGUUUACUCUUCCCCUGGUCAACCGCACAGCCUAUCUUGGUGAAGAUAUACGCUUUGGCGUAACCAUCACCGUUCACCCUGAGCCUCGUGUCAUCUGGCACAAAUCCGGACAAAAACUUAUCCCUGGACAUGAUGAUAGAAAAUACACCUUCAUUAGUGAUAAAGGCUUGUAUCAGCUUAUAAUCCACAACUUAGAAAAAGAGGAUGAUGCUGAGUACAGUGUUGUGGCCCGCAACAGGUAUGGUGAUGACAGCUGCAAGGCCCGCCUCACUGUUGUUCCCCGCCCCAAACCAGCAGACCUCACCUUGAGACCCAUGUUUAAACGGUUGCUUGCAAACAUUGAGUGUAAAGAGGGUCAAAACAUCCGAUUUGAGAUCAGAGUUUCUGGCCACCCAGCACUGAAGUGGGAGAAAGAUGGCACACCCUUAGCCUUUGGACCAUCCAUCGAAGUUGUUCACGAGGGCUUGGAUUACUACAUCCUUCAUGUAAGAGACACACUCCCUGAGGACUCUGGAGUAUACAGAGUUACUGCAACGAACUCUGCUGGAUCUGCCAGCUGCCAGGCAACUCUUAAAGUGGAAAGAGUAACUCAUGUAAAGAAGGAGUAUGAGCCAAGCGAAAAGGAGAAGCAAAAGAUAGCUGGACAGGUGGAACUGGAUAAAAAGGUUAGGCUGUCUCAGAUAUUGACUGGCACUGUUGUCACACCUCUCCCACCUGCAGCAGUAGAAGCUGUCAGAGAGGCAGCUACUAUGUUCAAACCUGCUGUCAAAACCAAGACAGGAGAGAAGACUGAGGCUGAGAUAAAGAAAGAACAGGAGGAGAGGAAGAAGCGUGCUGAUGAGAAAAGGCUUCGCAUGCCUUAUGUCGUUCCUACACCUCGAGUCAUAAAUCCAGCUGUUCUAGAGGAGGAUGUAGAAAUAAAACACUUCCAGCCCCUCUCUGACAUGAAAUGGUACAAGAAGCUGCGGGAUCAAUAUGAGUUCCCUGAGCCAAUGGAUAAAAUCAAACAGAAGAGAAUGAAACGUAUCCGUCUGUCUCGGUGGGAGCAGUUCUAUGAGGUACCCAUCAGGAUCAAGGAAGAUUAUAAGCCAAAGUGGCGCAUCUCCUCUACGACGCAGGAUGACUUAGAGACAGUGAGGCCCGCAAGGCAUCGCACUCCCUCUCCGGAGACAGAGGUCUACCGCCGGCUCAGAAGGAGGUCUCUGGGAGAUCUCUCAGAUGAGGAGCUGCUACUACCUGCAGGCGAAUAUCUCUCAAUGAAAAGAACAGAGGAAGAGAGACUCCGUUUAGAGGAAGAGCUGGAACUUGGUUAUUCUGCUUCUCCACCUAGCCUGAGCCCAGUUCGAUUUGAGCUGUCUGCUUUGCGCCCAACAUCUCCCAGAAGAGUCUACAGUGAUGAGGAAGGAGGAGAAGAGGUGAAAAGAUAUGAUUGCUAUAGAAUUCCUUCUAAGUAUGAGGCCGGACCUACUUUUGUUGACCUUCGCCAGCGUCACGACAAAGCCACACACAGGCCUCCAAGACAGAAGCAACGAGUGUACGAAGAGAGGGAAGAUCUUGAACUGCUACGCCCACAUACAACCACGGAGAGACUUUCUUCUUACAAAAGUCAACUUAAACGCAUGGAAUUUGAGGAGAAGACACGGACCUCUAAGAAGGAAGCUGUUUCAGUUUCAACCUUCUCUGAGACCACUGAAUCUGAGCAUCUGACAACUUUUGCCACAGAAUAUAUUCCUAAACCCAUAAAAAAGGUUCCCUUGCCUGAACCAGAGGUGGCAAAAUCUUUUGCCUUAGAAAAAGCUUCAAAAACAGAUGCUACUUAUCCAAAAGUGGACUAUUUGUCUAGGUAUGAGGAGAGAAAACAGGCAAUUAGAUCUGAGAGAAGGUCUGUUGAGAGGACAGUUGAAGUUGUAACACAGGCUCCCUUCAGCCUUGAUCAUGCCCCACGUAUUACCAUCAGGAUGCGAUCUCAUCGUGUGCCAUACGGUUCAAACACAAAGUUUACUUUGAAUAUCCAAGCCAAACCUGAACCGGAGAUCAAAUGGUUCCACAAUGGAAAGGAGAUUCAUCAGAGCAGCAAAUACUUCAUGACCAACAUCAGUGGAGUUUUAACUCUCCAGAUAAACAACUGCGUGACCGAAGAUUCGGGGACAUACCGUGUAAUCUGCAAGAAUGCUAAAGGAGAAACCUCAGAUUAUGCUACAUUGGAUGUAGCAGGGGAAGAGUAUGCUGCUUUUUCAUCUUUCCGCAAAGAGGAGGAGCCACCAACAGCCCACCUGCCAGAGAUGACACGAACAGAGGUCUACCAUGUUUCUUCUUCCAAAACAACUGUUGAGGAAACUGUCACUGGAAUCGUAAAAGAGACCUCUGCUGUCAUUGAGGAGCCAAGGGAGAAGCCUGGAGUUCCUGCCACAAUCCUGACCAAACCAAAGUCCUUGACUGUGGAGGAAGGAGACAACGCCAGAUUUGAGUGUGAUGUGGAUGGUGAACCAUCACCUUCAAUCACCUGGCUUCAUGAAGGGAUAACUGUUGCUCCCAGCGCCCGGCAUCACAUUGUUUCCACUCAGUACAACUCAACCUUUGAAAUUUCUGCUGUCGAGAUGUCAGAUGAAGGCAGCUACACAUUGCUAGUAGAGAAUGCUGGUGGAAAACAGGAAGCCCAUUUCACUUUAAAGAUCAACAAGUCUGAGUCUAAGGAGAAAGUAGUCGCCUCUCCUAGAAUCACUUCUCCAGAGGCUAAAUCUCCAUUACCAAAGUCACCCGAGCCAGUCAAAUCACCCCAAAGAGUCAAAUCACCCGAGCCACUCAAAUCACCUCAAAGAGUAAAGUCUCCAGUUUCACCAAAGUCGCCAACUCCCAAGUCUCCUACUCCAAAGUCACCAACUCCCAAGUCUCCUACUCCAAAGUCCCCACCUCCUUCUGAAAGGGAGCAAGUAAUUCCUCCAGUCAAGUCACCUAAGAGAGUCUUGUCACCAGUUCUUGGAAAGAAGCCUGUCUUUUCAGCGGGGCUCAGUGACGUUACUGCAUCCUGUGACUCGAUUGUGAAGCUGUCUGUGAAGGUGAAAGGAGAGCCUAAACCUACGGUCUCUUGGUCAAAGGAUGGACAGACAAUAUCUAAAGGUGGAAAGUAUGAAUUAUUUGAGGACCAAUGUUCAGCGCAUCUAGAAAUCUGUAAGUCAGAGGUUUCUGACAGUGGGGUCUACAGGUGCACAGCCACCAACUCUUCUGGAGCAGUGUCAACAACCUGCACAGUUACAGUACAUGAUUUAAAGAGCUCUGAAACAAUAUCGGAGGAAGUCCUGAAAAAGGAAAGAAUCCAUGAGGUAACAUCGUCCUCUGUAACAGAGGUGAAGUCCUCAGAAAUCCAGAAAUCCGUCGAAGAAGCGCCCUACUUCCUGCUGCAACCCAGGUCCCAAAACGUGAAUGAGGGACAAACCGUUAUGUUUACCUGUGAAAUUUCAGGCCACCCUUCCCCUGAAGUGGAGUGGUUGAAAGACAACGCAUUGAUAUUCGUCUCUCCAAAUAUCAAACUAAGACGUUCUAAGAACGAGUUUACUCUGGAGAUUUCUGAGGCAACGGUUGCAGAUAGCGGGAAAUACACAAUAAAAGCCAGGAACCAGUUUGGGCAGUGCUCUGCGACAUCAUCGCUCAACGUCUUCUCUCUGGUUGAGGAACCAAUACAAAUGGCCGCUGUCGAGCAAAGAGCUUCUACUGAGGCCGCUAUGAGCAUGCAGAAAAGUUUCUUAGCCUCAUCGGUUUAUACGGAAGCUGCCUUGAUGCAGGCCAGCAGCUACAGCAGCAGUUCCCACUCUGCUGUCGAUCAGUUUUCCUUUGAGAGCAUGUCUGCAGCCAGCAUGUCUGCCAUGGCGACCGAGUCAGUGGUGUCCAUGAGCUCCAGCAGCCAAAGCGUAGGAAUGUCUGCCCGCUCGCAUGUAAAGGCGCUCACUGCUGGGCCUAAGACAGGCACUCCACCAAAGAUCGAAGCGCUUCCACAGGAUGUAAGCGCAGAGCCAGGGAAGUCUCUGACCGUGGCCGGCCUGUUCUCCGGGGAUCCUGCUCCCUCGGUCCAGUGGCUCCGCUCAGGUCGAACCCUCCCCAACGGAGACCAGCGGUUCCAUGUGGAUAAUGCGGCUGAUCUCUCCACCCUCAUGAUCUCUGCGGUGAAGGAGGCCGACGCCGGCGCAUACACGCUCCGACUCUCCAACGAGCUUGGCUCUGAUUCCGCAACUGUAAACGUUCACGUCCGGUCCAUGUAAAAAAGAGAAAAAAAUGAUUUCCCCUCUUCCCCUAGUCCUAAACUUUUUAUUUACAAUAAUCUUACUUGAUAAAGAUCUGGAAUAUUCUUGUAAAUAGGAACUAUUUUUGUACCAAACUUGACGUUAAUUUAUGCCAAACUAGACUAAAGUCUAAAGUUGUAAAAUGUGCCAUAUUGGAUAACUCUGACUUCAUUUUUCUGUGACAUGUACAUAAUGUAUAUAGCCGAGUUUACCGGUUAUGGGAAAUGUAUGCAUUGUUAUUUAUGACAAUAAUAUUAACUGAAACUCAAAGAAGCUAUAAUUGGUUAACAGGAGAAAGUCUCCGCUGGAACGAAUACCCUGUUAAACCUGGAAACUAAACUCUGUGCCUCAACGAUAAGUUGAAGUCUUAAGAUUGCCUCAACAGGUAGAGAGGCUCCCUGUUGAUGUUAAGAAGCAGAAACAAAAAGACAAACUUCUGGUUUGGACACGCAUCUGUGCGCGUGAUAUUACACUUCUAUGGGAGUUGUACCAUGAGCAUAAGACCCUGAGUGCUGUUUGCAUCACCCUCAUGUAAGCAGCAGGAACCGGCCUUGUGCUCAGACGGACGUGUCACACCACCACGACUUGAUGAGCGGCAGAGAGGGCGAGCGGCCUGCUCUCUCUGCAUUUAGAUUCAUUUUGUUCAUGAGCGCUGCUUCUGGCACAGGACGGCUGGUUUGGCUUCACUAAGCAACAUCUCCUGGCCUGAAGACGGGGAGUCAACAGCAGCCCUGCUGUGCAGGAGCAGCGCCACCUCUUGGAGGAUCAUAGCUGAUGUGUUGUUGUUUUGAGUGUGAGUGUCUGUAGUUUGUAGUCGUUUCGCCUUGUCAGUAGUCAGGGUUUUAAUUUUCCUUUAUCCGCAUCCCUGAGUUCAUCUGUGGUGAGGUUAUGGUUUUACCCUGGACGAUGACUUUAUUGAUCUGCUGAUGUAGAACCUAUAUAUCAUCCUCCUUGAGUUUUACUGAUUUAAUAAAGCAUGAUUUCAGCACUAUAAA
Molecule: messenger RNA, 88865 nt
Organism: Cyprinodon tularosa
Lineage: Eukaryota; Metazoa; Chordata; Actinopteri; Cyprinodontiformes; Cyprinodontidae
Product: titin-like
Biological process (GO): protein phosphorylation
Molecular function (GO): protein binding; ATP binding; protein kinase activity
Source: RefSeq, a predicted model, not a curated record